GGCUGACAGAUUCAGUGUUUUGGGACAGUUGACAUUUUUGAAAUGUUCACGAUUUUCGUGACUAUUAUUCUCCAUGGAGUAAACGGUUUAUUGUGAUAGGGAUACUUUAACAAUUGCAAGCCAAAAGAGGAUGGCUUCAUACCAGGAAGGCCCGGGAAUAUCCUACCCUCCUCAGCAACAUGGCUACCAUGGAUACGAUCAACAACAACCGGACUACAAGCAACAGCAGGGAUACAAGCAGCCAUCUCAGCAACAACAGUACCAACAACAGCAAGCAUAUUCUCAACAAAAACAACAACAACAGCAGCAGCCAUAUGAUCAACAGUCAUACCAACAAAAGCCUAAUCAACAGCAACAUCAUCAGCAGUAUCAAUACCAACAAGAACAACAAAAACAACAGAAAUAUCAUCAGCAACAGAAACAAGAGUUUGAACAACCCCAACAACAACAGCAACAAGGCUACCAUCAACAACAGCAGCAGCCCCUAAUGCAGGGUGGUAAUCGGGGCUCAGGUAAAGGUCGUGGUCAUGUGAUGCCAUCCCCUAACCUGUCGCAUCAAAGCCAGCGGACUGACCGUUCACGUAUGAGCGGACAUAGCAGAACAUCCAUGCAAAGCCAGGCAAAUGGGGUACCGGUGGCUGAAUCGCGUGGUAUGGAGGCGUCCCGCAUUCUGGACCAGCUACAGAAAGGUAUCGUGUUUCUCACGGGGGGUCGGGACCGUCAAGGGGGACCAACACUACUGUUUCCCCCACAUCGGGAUGAGUACUUCCUGCCUAACGAUAUUACCGCGUGCCUCAAGUACCUGUUCCAAAUUCCCAGUGAGGAGUCUAAAAAGCGAGGGUUCACAGCGAUCAUCGACAGUCGAGACGGCUCCUGGUCAAACCUCGUCACCUUGCUUGGAUGUCUCAAGCAAUCGCUCGGGGACUACCUGAAGCAGGUGCUUGUUCUAAAGAGUGAUGGAACGGGCGCCAGGCAACCCAGCAGCAGCAGUUUCCGUAGAGACAGGGGACCAAAUAUCGAGGAUCAAGUUAUUUCGGGCAUGUUUGAACCACAGUUCAUCAACAUUAACCGCCUGUACACGUACGUAGACAAGAAUCAGCUGUUGGCGAGUAUGGGAGGAACGCUGAUGUACCAUCACGAGUACUGGCUCCAGAACAGACUGGGCCUAGAGAAGUUCCUACGUGAAGCGAGGCAAGCAGCGUCACAUCUUGAUACGUCGGAAUCAGAAAUCAGCUUUAAACUUAGAAACCAGGGCCCGGAUUCCCCUGUGAGCCCCAUUGAGGCAUUACAAAAACACAGAAUGUUCAAAGAACAAAGCCUGUCCAUCCCUGAGAAAGUCAUAAUGCAAGGUAAAGAGUUGCUAGAAAAGUUGGCCCAGUACAGUGACGUCGCGAUGCAGGGUCAGGAAACUGUGGUGACCCUGGACAAUCUUGAAGCCCACAAACAUGUUAACCGGAUGUUACAAUACCUGGAGAGCCGUGUGGACAAGGUCGCAUCGUACCUGGACAGUCGGGACAGGAAUCUACAUCUGGAUGUGCAGCGAGAUACUGUGCAGAGGGAGAUAAGACAGGUUGUUGAUUGGAUACUGAGCCCUGGAGAGAAGCUACUGGCCAGCCAAUCAGAUAUUGGGGACUCUUCUGAGGCAGCCGAGACAUUAAGGAAGAGACAUGAAGAGCUAGAGAUCAAAUGCACUGACACCUACGGUCACUACGCUGAACUGCGUCACAGAGCUGAAGACUUGUUGAAGGAAAAGUUGCCCUAUGCAGAUGACAUUCGCGCUCAGCGUGACUACAUGGACACAGUGUGCAGGAGUUUCGCCACUAGGCUGGAGAGGAGGCGGACUCUGCUCAUCACAUCUGUCAGGUUCCACAGGCUUACUGAAGAGUUUGCCAGAAAGCUUGAUGACCUAUUGGAGUUGCUGUACAACGAGCGUGACCUGGACUCGAUACAGGCCGCGGAGGCGGAACUCAAUGUCCUCAAGGAGAAAGUGGACGCCAUCAACAUCUCAGCCAGUCGAGCCAUGCAAGAUGGCCACAGCCUUCUAGACGAGAUGUCUCGACCAGUCAAAAACGCUUUUGGCAAAGACAUCUCCCCCGACUAUGCAAGCCAGACGAAGCACAUUGAACAGAAACUAGAAGAGCUACAGGAGCGGAAGAUGCGCUGUGAUGAUCUUGCUGAGGUUCGCAGGCUAAAACUCCAACAGAUGCUACAGCUACGCACGUGUGAGAAAGAUGCUGAACAGGCGAUUAUUUGGAUAGUGGAGCUAUGUGAGGUGAUGUUGACAACUCAGACUCACAUCGGCCAGACCCCACAGGAGAUUGAUAGUCUUCAAGACGAACACAGAAGAGUCGAACAAACAGCUGAGGGCACCUAUGACUAUGGGAAGCAGCUCCUCCAAGCCGCCCUAGUGCUGCGGCGCUCCCUCCGGAUGGAGAUUGAUCCCAACACUGUCCUGGCCCACCGACUGGAGGAAGCUUGGAAGAGGUUUUCCAUGGGAAACAACGAGCGGGCAAAUCGACUCACUGUUGCUUCUAUGUUCUUAGCUCAGUCAGACAAGUUACUGGAGAGAGUGGAACAACUUAUGGUUGUGGUUGCCCAGACACUAACAGGUGACGUGAAUGUUCGGGACGCGCUUGUUCAACACACACCAGAGAAAUACGACACUGAACGGGAGAUUGCAGACGUGUCCCGUAUGGGCAACGCUCUGCUGGAGCGGCUAGCCCUGCCCGUGAUUGUCAUUGAUGGGACUGGUAGUGAAGUUGUAGUUUGGCCGGACAGUCAUGAAAAAGUCUUAAGUACCGAAGACCAGAGUGCCACAGAAACCAUCAACAACCGUCUCAGAAAACUGGACCAUAAAAUGUCUGAACUUAAUCGAUACUGGAAAGAAAUGGAGCAAACUGGACAACCCCCCUCUGUGACACAGAGAUUCUCCAAAUCUGCCCUUAAAUCCUACCCCCUUGAUGAAGGUCAAGGUCAAAGAGGUCAAAGGUCACAGGAUCAAACAGACUCAAAGUCACAGACUAUGCCCCUGCCUUCAAGGUCAUCUCUAGGGCAGCCAAUCAGAGCUCAGAGUUUUGGGAGGCAGGAUGUUCCAAAAAUUAUCAAGAAAGGUGAUAGGAGAAAAACUGCUGAAAUUAUCAAGAGUCAAAGGUCAAGGGCCAAGGACAAACCUGAUGGCCCUGUAACCAAUGGCCAGCAUGUUAGUGAACCGCAGGUCAGGAGAGAUGAGUAUGGAACUGUAAUGUCUGAGCCACAUGUGAGUCAGUCAUACUACCCAAUAUCAGAGGACUUUUCCCGCCACAUUCCACAGCCAAGUUACGGAAUCGUUCCAACCAGCCAGGAACAAACACCUUACACACAACAAGAGCCCUCAAGAAAUGCAUAUGCUCCGUCUGAGCAACAAAUGAUAUAUGCUCCGUCUGAACAAGAAAGAGCAUAUGCUCCGUCUGAACAACAAAUGACAUAUGCUCCAUCUGAACAACAAAUGACAUAUCCUUCGUCUGAGCGACAAAGAUCAGCCUCUCCAAUGGAGGUAGAACCUCUGUCACUGGAGGAGCAGAUCAUUCAGCCACAGUCAUACCAGUCACAGCAUUCACGAUUCCCAUCUCAGCCAGCUGAUGCUGGCCCAUAUCAACCACAAGCUCACCCACCAAGUUCACAUAACAGUUCAUUCUCUCAGACACCACAAGAUGUUUCAAACAAUGUUUUUCAUUCCGAGCCAGACCUUUUGGUGCCUGGAAAGUUCACUGGAAUGCACAAAUCUGAUUUGUCCAAGGAUUCCAAAACAUCAUCAACCAUUAAACCACAAGAGAAUAUCAUUUACAGUAUAACACAGUCUCAGCCGAACAUUUCAAACCAGCCACAAGCAAACAGAGACAAUACCAACAAUAAUGACAAAACAACGACAGCAGCAGACAAGGACAAACACACCCGAAUGUCUUCAUCGUCAAGAUACAUGAUCCCUGACACUCUGCCAAUCACCAAGAGCACCCCUGACCUGUCCAAACCCCCGCCCCCGAAGGUGGACAUCUUGCCCAAGUUCCACUUAUCUCGGCGGUCAGAUAGUCCUCCAAAAAGCUUCCAGGAGUUGUUGACACGAUUUCAAACUGGAGAGACGCUGGAAGGGCAUGCUGAAAGUCGCGAAAAAGAGGAGGUACAGCGGGAAAUUAGCGCGGUGCUGAAGUCCCGUGCUUCAUAUCUGGACGAUGAGGAGAAGGUCAUGGACCAUCGAAGGGUGCCUGACCUUAAACGGGAAAUUGAGCAGUGCGGGGACUGGAUUCGAGUGCGCGUCCACCAGAUGGAGCCAGACCUUAUGGAGGUCGGCUCCAAUCUUGAGGAAGCUCUCCAACUACAAGACGAACAUGACCAACUCCUAUCAAAGCUUCAGGCAAAAGAAGAAGAGAUCAAGCAGCUUCUGUCACGAGCGGAUAGCUACGCGGCCGAGAAUAAAUCCGAGGCAGUUGUGUACUCAGCGAUGUCUGACACACUGGCCGAGGCCUGGCGCGAUCUCAACGACAAACUCCAAUAUCGACGACAACUCUUGAAUGACAGUGUCAAAUUCCAUAGGGAAGCCCAGACAUUUGCGUCUCAGAUGGAACAGGCACAGAGCAAAUUUGUGAACCUGCCUCUGGCCACAGACGUGGAGUCCGCGCGCAGACAGCUGUUACAGCACCAGGAGAUCAAACAAGACAUACUCGAAGCUUCAAAGACUACCCUUGAUUUAGGACACGCCCUACUUGAUCGCAUCAAGGAAAUGGGAAUGCAUGCAGAUUUUACGAACCGGCACGCCACAACAUCCGCGUGUUACGGAAUAGAACAUCUACUCGAAUUGCUACAAGACCGACGGAGACGGCUUGAAGAGCUCUGGGAACAGCGACGUAUACGCCUCGAACAAUCGCUACAGCUCUACCAGCUGGACGCGGAGGUCAACAAGGUACUGACCUGGUACCGUACGACCGGCUACACGCACUUACAGAGCACAGAGCUGGGAAACUCACUCGAGUCCGCUCUGCAGAUACAAGCCGACCACCAAAGAUUUGAACACCAAGCAAAAGACACACAAGAAACCGUGUUACAACUUGUCCGAAAUGCCGACCAACUGCUACGCCGCACACAUCUUGAUGCCGAGGGCGUACGUCGGCGUUUACAGGAAGUUGACACGGAAUGUGAGAACUUCAUGAUUAAGAUCGACCAUCGAAGAAAGAACAUCACUUUGGCCCUGUCAUUCUUUGACAAGGCUGAAACGGCUCUAAAAAGGUUACAUGACAUAGAAGUCCAGCUUAACACCAUGGACUUGCCGAGGAACAGCGAGGAGCUUGCAGACAGACAUUCGCAGUUGUCUAACGUCAUAGUGGAAUCUUCCAUGGCAGCGCAGACCGAGGGUCGUCUCCUACUUGAGAGGGUCAGUAGGGACGACCGCGGUGCUGAUGGCGUGAGACACCGGAUGGAUCAGCUGCAGACUCGCUGUUCAGAGUUGGAGUCGCUCUGUAAGGCCAGGAGAGCUGAGGCCUGGGAGAGAAGCCAAUCUUAUCUCCACUUCCAGGAGUCUUACUCAAGUCUACACACCUGGAUAACCCAGAUAAUUCAGCUCACAUUAAGUCGCCAUAGCGACAUGGGGUCCAGCCUUACAGAGGCGACAGACUUCCUUCAAGUACACGAACAACUAGAAGAAGACAUUAGAGACAAGAGUGCGGAGUUGCAUGCCUUGACUGAGAAGGCCCAGUCCAUGGUUCGGUCAGGGGACCAGGAGGCUGGAGCAGCCCAGGACAAGGUACAGCACCUACAGGUGGAGGUGACACGACUCCACCGCGUCACAGAGGUCCGCAUCAAGCUUUGUCUCAUCUACGUCACCUUCCAGCGCCUCGUACAGCAGAACUCUAGCUGUAUGAAGAGCUUGGAACACACACUAAGAUCCGACACAGAGAAUUUACAGGAUCUAACAGACUCAGCCGUCCAGGAGACAGAGCGAGUCUGGUCCGAGGUCGAGUCAACGUUUAAAGACCUGGACGAUAAAGGCAGAGAGUUUUUACAGAGUUCAUCCAUUAUCACCGAAGAUUCAUCAUUGCAAAUACGUCGCACCAUUCAAACUGUAGAGUCAAUCCUAUUGGAGACUCGUGAUCACAUGACCUUUCUAACUACCCAAUGGGAGAGCUGGCAGACCCAUGUGUCCACCAGCAGACAGUUUAAGACUCAGUGGCAUCAGUUUAUACAGGAUGCCAGAAAGACUAUAGAUUACGUCAUGAUCAUCGAAAAAGAGCAAUUUGAGCCCUAUUUAACUGGUUACCUCGGAAACUCGCUCGAAGAAGCAGAGAAACUCCAAACAAAGCUGCAGGAGUUUGAGCCCGAGGCUCAGCGAGCAGAGGCUGAAAUUGAGGAACACUUGAAAAAUGCGGAGAUGUUGUCCAUGAAGGGCGACACGCGUGGACAGAAGGAACAGAUCGUGAACGAGCUUAUUAAGGUUCACCAGAGAUUCCACGCUAGAAUACACGAGUACCAGAUACUCCUAAAGAUGACCAUACAGUUCUUCAAGAACUUAGACCAACUGGACAAACUUAUUGAGAGAACCGAACAUGAAUACCUAGAAUCCGAACUGCCCUCGGACUUGAACCGGGCAGAAUCCAUGUUAGAGGAACACAAACGGAAGAAACAGGAGAUAUCCCACCUCAUAAAUUACACCGCAGAUGAGGGAGAGAAAAUUGUGGUCCGCGUCCGACAAACUGAUGCGGAGGCAGUUGCUAAGGACGAUGUACAGAAGGUCCUGGGAGCAGCGGACGAGUACAGGUCUCGCUGGAACAAUACGUGGGAAGAACAAGAACGACGACUCCGCCAGAACCUGCAGAUAUGCCAGUUCAACUUUGACCUCAGACAGAUCCAUUCUGAGAUUGAUGAACUGCACCACCACCUGCAGGCCAGACGCGGUUCCUAUGGUAACAGCAUGGGAGGGGCCCAGAUGACCUCCCAGGCCUUCAAACAGUUUGAGAUGACUGUUGAGAUAAUUGAGAAGAAGAUCCAGAACUUUACCAGCACAGCGGAGCUGAUGGUUGAAGAUGAGCAUUACGACUCGAUGCACAUUAAACGAGAAAUUGACAUGCUGAACACAAAAUGGACGACGUUCCACACGAGUGUUCGUGACUACCGGGACAUGCUCGAUACAUCCAUCGAGUACUUCAAGCUUGUUGAGGAGAGUGAGCAAUGGAUGAUAGAAGGCAAUAACCUGCUUACCUCCCUUGGCCAGAGAGCCAGACAGUGCAGAAACCCCUCAGACGUGGAUGGAUUGAUCCAGCCUCUACACAGAUUUGUGGAGGAGGGCAAACCAUUGCAAGAAGAUAGGUUGAAACAAGUCUCUGAACUCGCUGUACAGCUCUAUGGUGAUGAGGGCCCAAGCCGGGUACAUAACAUCCAUGUGCAGUACCAGGACUUGAUGCAGAACUGCCAACAAGCCGACAACGAGGUCUCAAAACUCAAACACAACCUGGAGCAGCCAGCCCAGGAACCGGCCAUGGAACAGUUUGUUCCCAUGGAAGUUACUGUGACAGCGGAGGCCCCACCCCGUCCUCCACGCAUCACCCAGCACCUGAAGAAUGCUGAGGUCAUGGAGGGAACUAAGGUGGUAUUUGAGGUCCACAUUGAGUCUGAGAUCUCCUUCGAGGUUCGCUGGUUCAAGGACAGUCUGCCCCUGAACAGCCCCGACUACGAGACCCGGCUAGAAAAGAAUGUUGCCUCGCUCAUGAUUGAGGAAACAUUUUCCGAAGACACUGCCCGAUACACAGUCAAGGUCAACAAUGGUGUAGGAGAGGUCGAGUCCUCCGCUUACUUACAUGUCAAAGAGACCCAUCAGCAAAUAAUUCCGCCAGAGUUCACAAAGUACCUUAAGUCUGUUGAUGCUCUGGAAGGCAGCCCCUUUGCCUUCGAGUGUCACAUUAUGGGUAUCCCCUCGCCAGCCAUUAGCUGGUACAAGGACGAGAUCAACAUUGACAAUUCCCCCGAUUACGUCAUUACCAAAAUCAACAGCACAUGCUGCCUUAAGAUUAAGAAGGUUACACGAGAACACAGUGCACGUUACACGUGCCGUGCAAACAACCCUGGAGGCGAGGCCGCCUCCUCAGCUAGGCUGACUGUCAUUCCUGCCCAGACACCAGUAAUCCAGCAGCCACUACGCGAUGUGGUUGGAGCGGAGGGUAGACCAGUCCGGCUGGAGAUUGUAUUCUCUGCGAGCCCGCCACCUCAGGUCACAUGGUACCGUGGCAACGAUAAACUCGUACCAUCCACACUCUACACAAUCACUAUUGAGACGACACGCUCGGUGCUUGAAAUCACUGAGGCAUACCCAGAGGACUCUGGUGACUACGCAGUAGUUAUUCGUAACCCGCUUGGCGAGGUCAGGAGUGGCUGCACAAUCACCAUUGAGAGCUUCUACUCUAGUGCUGCUGAAGAGAUGUCAGUUGCCUCCCUUGAUGAGCCAGUGGUCCCUACCUUCACCCAGCCCCUACUUCCAAGCCGCGAGGUCAUGGAGGGGGCUAGGGUCAGGCUGGAUUGUGUCCUCAUCGGAAACCCAGAGCCUGAGGUGAUUUGGUACCACAAUGAUAAACCAGUCAAGGAGUCAUCUGACAUUCAGCUCCUGUUUGAGGGAGACAGAUGUACACUCGUUAUCCGAGAGGCAUACAUCGAGGACGCCGGACAUUACCGCGUCGCCGCCAAGAAUGAGAACGGACUGGCAGAGAGCGCCUGCAAACUGCAUGUGGAGCCUCUCAGUGAACUCAGCGAUGCGUCUAUGACAGGGGAGAUAAGUGCCCCCAAGUUUACCCAGCUGCUCCGUGACGUCACAACCUCUCAAGGUCAACGUGUGACCUUACAGUGUAGGGUUCAAGGUCAUCCCAUGUCCAGCCUACAGUGGUUCAAGGACAACAAACCUAUUGAGUCCAGCAAUGACUUCCAGGUGACAGCGUUUGCGGACGUGCACAAUCUGACAAUCCCAGAAUGCUACGUUGAAGACGGAGGCAACUACAUGGUGAAAGCUACAAACAAGGCUGGGGAGGCGAAAUGUUAUGCCAAACUCACAGUCAGAGAUGCUCCUCAGGAGUUGAUGAAGAGCGUGGAAACUCGCCGUACGCGGACCGAGAUUACCCAUUCUCCACCUGAGUUCCUUAAGCUGUUCCAGGACAAGGUCGUACGUCCCGGAGAUUCUGUUACCAUGGAAUGUGUCAUCGUGGGCAGUCCAAAACCAAAGGUAUCGUGGUUUGUAAACGGAGAACCAGUUGUAUCCCAGGACUACCAGAUCACCAUGGAGGGAGACAGGUACUUGCUCCACAUCCCAGAGGUGUUUGACGAAGAUGCAGGCCGGUUCUCUGUUACCGCGGAAAACCCGUCUGGCAAGGCAACAUGCUCCGGAAUGCUGCACGUAGAGGAGCCACUCACAUCACAGCCCAUGCCUCUCGUAAAAACAAGGACGUUUGAGGCUACCACUGGCAAAAACCAGUACUCCUCCACCGAGACACUUACCACGACUGAGACACGCAUUUCACGACGCUCCAUCACUGAAGUACGCCAGGAUGGACCAACAUACAUCCCCUCAUCAGAGGAGCACGCCGAGACCAUCGUCACCGACGUCAGACCGAAAUAUGAAACUUACCCCGAAAUACAGACGAAAGAGAAGUACUCUACAACAAUAACGACCGAUAUGCAGCCCAAGUAUCAACCGGUCGAUUUGACAAUUUCUGUGCCGAUUCCUCCAAAGUUCCUUCAGGCCCUGAAGAAUGUGACCACCAUGCAAGGAAGCAAGGUCACCUUUGAGGGAGUCGUAACUGGCAAGCCAGAACCCACCAUUAAAUGGUUCAAAGAGGGCAAGAACCUUGCCGACGGCCCCGACUUCCAGAUCUCUUACAAGGACGGGCGCGUGUCCCUCAUGAUUCCAGAGACCUUCCCAGAGGAUGCAGGAAAAUACAUGUGCAAGGCUACUAGCAUGGCUGGAUCUGCAUCUAGCUCAGCCGAGCUCAUUGUCCGAGCCUCAGUGAUCCCACCCAGCUUCACAGAGAGGCUGUAUGACAUCUCUAUCCGAGAGGGUGAACCUGUCAAGUUGAUCGUAAGAGUGGCAGGUCAGCCCGCCCCUGAGGUCACAUGGUACAGGGAAGGCCAACAACUGGUCAGCUCUCCAGACUUUGAGAUUGUACAGGAGGGAGACAUUCACUCACUGUACAUACCCGAGGUGUUCUAUGAGGACGCUGGCAAGUUCACAGUCAAGGCCAAGAACCCUGGAGGACAGGCUCAGGUUACAGCCAACCUGAUUGUUGAAGGUGGAACUGCCGAGGUAUCCAUCGAAGAAAUCAAACCCGUGAGUGAAGCCCGCGAAGUGUUUGAGCCCAGCCGGGCACCUGGCGCUAAAUCUGCACCCAAACGCCCGCCUCCCGAGGUACCACCAAAAUACAGUAAGAGAGAGCCAGAGAGGUUCACGGAUCAAGUCAAGAUGGAAGUGGUGGACCAAAAACCGCUUCCUGUGUCCCAGAAGAGAAUUCCGGUCUACGGAGUUCCUGUUGAAGAACCAGUCUAUGAGCCAGAAAAGAAGGUCCAGUCUAGCACAGAAAUGAGGCUGCCCAAGUUUGGUGUGCCCAUUGAGGAGACAGCACCACCAACCAAACAAACCCUUUACCUGAAGGAGAAACCCAGAUUCAUCAAGCCUUUACAUGACCAGAAGAUGAAGGAAGGUCAAAAAGUCAGACUUGAUGUGACCUUCAAAGGUCAGCCAGAGCCCAUUGUUAAAUGGUACAGAGAUGAUGCCGAGAUCCAAAGCUCAGCCGACUUUGAGAUCACGUAUACGAACGAGGGGACGUCCUUGACGAUCCCAGAGGCAUUUGUUGAGGAUUCUGGGAGAUUCAAAUGUGUCAUCACAAAUGCGGACGGUUCAGCUACAUCUGAGUGCAACCUCGCAGUUAUGCCUGCCCAGGUGCCAGUCACCGAGAAAUUCGUCCCAGAAAUUGCUGGACCUCGGGAAGAGAGAAUCCCAUCACCGAUUGAAGCUGUAAAACCAACAUUUAUUGAGCAGCUCCAGACGAGACGACUCAUUGAGGAUACCAACCUUGUACUGGAUACAUACGUGUCCGGUCAGCCAUUCCCAGACGUCUACUGGACCAAGAAUGGACAACUAAUCAAACCUGAUAAUAGACACAAGAUCACAAUUGAUGACAAGACUGGCCAGUGUACGCUGAUCAUAUUCCAAUGUCAGCCAGAGGACGCAGGAGAUUACACAUGUAAUGCUGUGAACCCAGUAGGGGAGACGGCCACUACUGCAACCAUACUCCCUGUGGAGAAAAAACUGCCGACAGCUCCACCAUUGCCGGCAUCUAUGCCACCAACCUUGCCGUUCGACCAGGAGGUCCUUCAGAGAUCCAUGCAGCCUCGACGAACUGAGAGGGACUUCUUCAUCCCACGCUCUGAGCGUAUUCUUGAGAGCAACGUUGGUUACCGGCUCUCACAAUCUGAGAAAGAGGAACCAGAAUAUCAGCCAGUCUCAGAAGACGGAGGAAAACCGUUCCAGGUAUCUGGCUUUGAAGAUCGCCUUAAAGAAGAUAUCCAAUAUCGGGACGGCAAGGUCCGCUUUGCCAGCGAGACAGAAACUUCUGAGUAUGACUCAGAGGUGCCUAGUGACAUGCCAGAAUGCCCACCACAGAUUGUUCAACCAAUGAAAGACUUUAAACUUAUCGAGGGGGCUGAUGCGACCUUUAUUAGCAGAAUCAUCGGGAAACCCCGACCCAAGGUGGCUUGGUACAAAGAUGGCCACCGAGUGAAGCGAUCAAACCGUUAUGAGAUCAAAUAUGAUCGGGAUGGUUUCUGCACGCUGCGUAUUCGUGUGGCACUCCCUGAAGACGCGGGAUACUACACUGUGCUUGCUGUCAAUGCUUUUGGCAAGGAUACGUGCUCCAGUGAGCUGUUUGUGGAGACUGUUGGAAAUAUUGACGCCACCUCGUUUGUACAGCCAGAGACAUUGGACAGGAUACUGAGAAGAGAUUCUAGUCGUGUCCCCACAGAUCAGCCACAGGAUGUGGGUGGGGUAUUUGAGUCGCAACUUAAGCCCCAGUUUAAGAUGAAGCCCACCGACAGCGAGGUGCGGGAGGGUCACAUGGUCCGGUUCGACACCCUCGUAACCGGCCGCCCCGCCCCCGACAUCACAUGGUUCUGUAAUGAUCAGAAGGUCCAACCAGACUACACACAUAAGAUGGUUGUAAAUGAGGACGGCGUUCACUCUUUGAUCGUCACCAAGGCCGCUCCCCAGGACGCAGGGGUCUACACCUGUCUGGCCGAGAACAAGGGGGGACAGUCCUCCUUUAACGUCACCCUCAGAGUUCUUGAGCGAGAACAGAUGCAGCCUCCCAAGUUUGUGGAGCGUAUGCAGAACUACACCAUCCGUGAAGGUCAGUCAGUGACCUUGACCGCCCGGGCAGUGGGCACACCCACACCCAUGAUGAGCUGGCAGAAGAAUAACCGCAUGCUGACGCCCAGCAAGGACUACAAAAUGGAAAUAGAGAAUGGCCGAGCAGUGCUGUACAUCGAGAAUGCCAAGAAGACAGACGCUGCCUGGUUCCAGUGCACCGCCUCAAAUGUUGCCGGGUCAGCUUCAUGCAGGGCCAAACUGGUCGUAGAACCUGAGCCAAUCAAGAAAGAGGAAGCAGCUCCCAAAUUCACAGUUGUACCCAGACAAACUUCACCCCACUAUGAGAUUCAAUCAGAGGGCCCCGUACAGGAAAUCUCGUACGUAAAGGACGGAGACAGUGCCGUUCUGAGGCUCAUCAGGGAGGAAGAGCUUUCCAGCACCACCCCCUACAGUUCCUUGUCAUCGGAGUCACCAGAGGGUGCGUCUCCCUUCUCCACCCUGGGGCGCCCUGGGGUCAAACCCCCACCCCCUACCCCUGUUUGUGCUUCCAUUGAAGCUUCACCAGAGUUGAGGCGCAAGAGGAUGCCCUACCAGAAACUGGAGAAACCCGAGCCUCUCACAGCCCCAAUGGAGGUUGACGGGGAGGAGGAGACAAAACCACCCAGCGUUUCUGAAGCCCGGGCUCGUUUUGACGUCCCAGACUCCACUGAACCUCGCAAGAAGAUCUCUAAGAUGGACUUUAUGCCUGCUGCACCAACUGGACCACCCAAAAUGCCAGUGGCUGCUAAGAAAGAGCCCAAGCCCGUUCCAGAGGUGAUGCCAAAGAAAACUGCACCACCUACAUUCCAGCCCGUAAAACCACCAGCCAAGACGCCCGAACAACCCGCUAGAUCCACCAAGAAAAGCCCUUCACCAAGCUAUGAGCUCCAAGUGGAAGGUCCAGUUCAGCAAAUCAGCUACGUGUCUGACACUGAGUGUGGAUAUGUCCGUGUGGUGUCUGAGGAAGACCUAGAUUUUAGAAGACGUGAGGAGCCACAGAGAGCCCUACCUAAACCUCAGGUCCCCAUUUCAGAAGAGGAAGAACGCAAAGUGCAUGCGCCCCAAAAAAUAGCGCCCACAAAAGCUCCCAAGCCCAAGAAGGGUGGAGCGUUUGUUCACUUCAAGCCAGAGAUGCCAGAUUAUUCUAGCGCACCAGAGACACCAAGUAAAACUGCAAAGAAUGUGGAACUUAAGGUUCCGCCAAUGGUCAAACCAAAACCAAAACGCAAGGCUGACUCCCCUGAAAGUCACUAUGACAUCCAAGAGAAAGGCUACGUUCAGGAGAUACACUAUGUAUCAGAUACAGAGAUGGGCUCUCUACGUCUGGUUAACUACUCCACAGAGGAAGAACUUACGAGGGCGGAUGAAAUGUUUCCCAAGAUCGAACCACAAAUUCCGGCCUCUCUGGAGACCAAAUACAAGCUCUUCAGGCCUCAGAAACCCCCAUCACCAAAAGAAAGGCGCCGAUUUACCACAAGAAAAACACCAUCUCCGCCCAAAGAAAAGACAAGCAAAUCUGAUACAGAACUUAAAAAAGUUCCUCCGCCCGUAAAACCAAAACCCUCACGCCCACAAGUGAAGGCCCAGGAUAAACAGAAGCCCUAUAUUUGGCAACCCUCACCCAUCCCUAUAGACACUGAUUCUAGGGUCAAAAAAUUUGACACACCUGUCGAACCAGUCUCUGAAACUGUUGAGACCAAGGUUUCUAAGAAGACAUUUGUAAUUGAUACAAAGCCAUCCCCUAAAUGUUUUGGAGCAACAGCAGUUCAAGCUCCAAUGUAUAAGCCCAUUGAUAGAAAAAUUACCACACUUGAAGCUCAGAAAACAGUCAAACCAGAUGUUGAAGAGACUGUAGAGACUAAGAAAACUGAAAAAAGGGUCACAAUUGAUACAAAGCCAUCUCCAAAACCAUUUGGAAUGACAGUUGAAACUCAUGGGUACAGACCCAUUGAAAGAAAGAUAACAAGAAUUACCACUGAAACUAAGCCUGAGAUUAAAGCUCCUGUUGAACCAAUUGUAACUGACACAUAUGAUGUUAAGAGAUUUGAAAAGAGGGUCGAACAUGAUGUUAAGACCUCUACAAAAUCUUUGAGGUUAUCUCCGAAGCAUAAACCUGAAAGAAAGAUAACCAGAAAGUCUGUAGAAACAAGAGCUCGGGUUGAACCAGCAACUAAGCCUUAUGAAGUGACUUUUGAUGUUCCUGAUUAUGUCACUGAUAAAAGAGUAAGGCGAGACAUUAGAGGAACUAGAUCUGAGACAACAACAAGGUCAGAGACCAGAGUGGUUGUAGUUUCUGGUACAUCCGGUGAUGAAUCAGAUGCCUCUUACUUCAGGAAGCAUGUCAGAAUUAGGAAAAUUCACGCACCCACUCCAGAUAGACUGGUUAUUGGGGGCGAAUAUUUCCCCAAACUUGUGCCAAAAACUAAGCGGGUGAGGGUACGAAAGCAGCGUAAACCUAAGAGUUCAACCUAUGAACCAGUCCCUUAUGUAUCUGGGCCUUCGUCUUAUGUGGUGGCUGGAAGACACGAUGUAUUAAUGGCUGCUGAGGCAUGGAAUAGGGAUGUUGACCAUGAAAGCGCAGUGCGAGAGUAUAUUAGGCGUGAAGGCGAGGCACCCAGGCCUGAAGACCUUUACCACAAAAACCAGGAGCAACCACCUGUGUUCCGCACUGAGAUAAAGAACUUUGUUACCCUGAAGGAAAAUGAGCCAAUUCACUUUGAGUGUAAGCUGGUUCCUAUUGGUGACCCGCACAUGAAGGUGGACUGGUUCAAGGAUGGACAGCCACUGCAGUUUGGUCACCGGUACAAGCCAAGCUACGAAUUUGGCUUCGUCUCCCUCGACAUUCUAUAUAUGUACCCAGAGGACUCUGGAGUGUACACUUGCCAAGCUACAAACCAGUACGGCACCACAGAAACGAGCAGCGAGGUCCGUUGCCGUGGACGACAGUCAAUUAUCUCUGACACCCAGUUGCCAGGCGAGGGAGCCAUCAGGCUGCAGGAAAUGGAGGAGAUUCGCAGAAUUCAGACGACCUUGGAGGAAGAGGCAAUAGAGGAGCCCAAGGUCAGAUGCCCACCAGGUAUUGACCUGAAGCCCGAGCCUGUGGAGGUACAAGAGGGGGAGCCCGCUAAGUUCCUGGUCAAGGUCAGCGGUCACCCACGACCCCGAGUCAACUGGUUUGUGAAUGGAUGCCUUAUUGUUGGGGGCACUAGACACAAGGUCACCUAUGAUGGAAUGAUGCACUACCUUGAGAUACCCCGAGCCCGUGAAACUGACGUGGGACAAGUUCGAGUAGUCGCCCGUAACAGUGAGGGUGAGGCAGAGGCCUCUACAACAUUCAGCGUGAUUCCCCAUGAUGAUUGGAGGUCCAAACUGAGGCAGGCACCCAAAGGAGACAUACAGAUUGAACUAGACAGACGAGCUAAGAUAGACCUGAAACAUCCCAAGGUCACCGAGUACAAGGUCAAACAGACAGAGAAUGUUGGCGAUAAGGAAAUCACCAUAAGCCAGUUUGACCGAGAGACCGUUAUCACAGAACAGCAAUACAUCACGACACACCGCGAGCUGCGCCCAGUUAAACAACCCGAGGAGCGCGAAAUGCCUGCUCGGGUGGUUCGCCCAGAUCGCCCAGAGAUCCAACUGGAGAUCCAGCAAGCCCGGAUGGUCCCUAUCAUUCCUGAGCCUGCUGAGCCCAAGAGAGGGGAACCGGAAGUGUCCGAACACCAGGUGCUGCUUGAGCGCAGGGAACCACCCGUGUUCUCCAAGCCUCUCAGACCAUGCAGGGUCACAGAGGGGAAACCUGUACACUUGGAGGUACAUUUCAAGGGGUAUCCACCCCCUCUGAUCACCUGGUAUCGUGACAACUUCGAGAUUCACCCGUCACAUGACUUCCAAAUCACAUCAACCGAGACGACAAGCAAGCUCAUGAUUCCCGAAGUUUUCCCUGAAGACACAGGAAUGUUCACGGUCAAGGCCUACAAUAUGUAUGGCAUGGUCCAAUGCAAGGCCCGCCUGACAGUUGUAGAGGAAGAGGAACCUACCCGUGACGUUCCCCCGGAGUUCAGGAACCUGAUCAGAGACAGUCAGGUGCUUGAAGGAGAACCAGCCACAUUUGACUGCAAGGUGUCUGGACAUCCCAGACCCACUGUUCACUGGGAGAAGGAUGGUAAACCCAUGGAAGACAACCCGCAGAUGAAGUUCAUCCACGAAGAUGACAACUACACUCUACUCAUAUACGAGGUGCGAGCCGAGGAUGCUGGGAAAUAUGCCUGCGUUGCCAUUAACAACGUCGGCAAGGCUACGUGUACCGCCAGCCUUAAUGUUCAAAUUCCAGUACAAUCCCCAGAGACUGUACAACCAUUGGAGGAGGCCCUCCGUGCUCCUGAGUGCACCCAGCCACCCCAGAACCUCGUCAUUGAUGAGGGAGAACCCGUGACCUUCACCUGCAAAAUAACUGGAUCACCUGCUCCAACAGUGACCUGGUACCGUAAUAACCAGAUUGUCAAGCCAUCCAAGUACUUCCACAUGGAGUCGACACCUGACGGAGUACACAGCCUAUCUAUUCUGGAGGCUUUCCCAGAGGACACAGGCAUCUAUAAAUGUGUGGCAAGAAACAAGGCAGGGGAGACCACUGUCACUUGUCAGCUCAAGGUCUAUGGCUUGGAGAGUGAGCCUGAACAUGUGACGCCCACACAACUGGAGCAGCCGCCCCAGAUUGUCCGCCCAAUAACCAACACCCUCACGGUAGAGGGAAGCCCGGCCAAGUUUGUGGCUGAAUACUCCGGAGAGCCCCAGCCCCAGAUCACAUGGCUGAGAAACGCCCUACAGAUUCUACAGGAGACCAGAAAUAUCAAGAUUGAGACAACCAAGACUUCAACUACACUGACAAUCAAGCAAGCCUUCCCAGAAGACUCUGGACUAAUCACAUGCCGACUGAAAAACAAACUCGGCAUGACUGAGUGUUCAGCUGAACUCUAUGUGCAAGAUGCACACCAAGCCAAACUGCUGGAAGAGCGUUACAAGACGACCAUUGAGAGGUCGCCUCCAGAGUUUGUGAAACCCCUGCCCGCUGUGCGAGAAAUACAGCCUGGGGAGGCUACCAGACUUGAGGCAACAGUAGCUGCCCAGCCGCCGCCCAAGCGCUACACCUGGACAAAACAAGGGAAGGAACUACGUCCCUCCGACCGGCACCGUAUAGUACGGGAAGCCAACACAAUCAUUCUGAUUAUCUCCCCUACUGAACCUCAGGAUGUUGGCGAAUACAUCCUCCGGGUGGAGAAUGACCUUGGAGAGGUCACAUGCAGGACCACACUUACACUGCCUGCCAAGGAGAAGAUAGUACAGUUGCCAUCGACAACCAGUGACUCAAUGACCUUGACCCACACCACGACAACAGUAACCAGGGAGGAGAUUGUUACUUUGAGCACUGUUGAACCUGACCUGGUCCAGCCACUUGAGCCAGAGAUCUAUGUCAGGGAGAGAGGCAUUGCCAGACUGGAAUGCAGGAUAGACGCCUACACACCACCAAUGGUCAACUGGUUUGUUAACGGAAUGGAGAUCAAACCAUCGCCUCACUACGAGAUGCUGUACGAGGACGGGAAAUCUGUGUUACUAAUUAUAGAAGUUGGUCCUGAGGAUACGGGAGAAUACACAGUCAAGGCCACGUCUGACAAGGCGGGCGAGGUUGUCAGUAGUACUACACUCUAUGUGCAAGAGCCUGCUACAGAGGAGAUCUCCCUUCCACAACACAGGGACUCUAUUUCCAUCGAGCAGGGCCCUUCAGAAAAGAUGAUGCCCCCCAACUUUAUAAUGCCCGUCCAGUCUGUCCAGGCUGUAGAUGGUGAAGAACUCAGAAUGCCAUGCAAGGUCACUGGCAAGCCCAUGCCUCAGAUCUCGUGGUACCACAAUGGAAAAAACAUUGACCAAGAUGAGGAAUAUGUUAUAACAUACAACCCUGAGACAGGUGACAUUAGUUUGCUCAUUGUUGAAGUUUUCCCAGAAGACGAGGGUGAAUAUGUUUGUGUCGCCCACAACCCUGCUGGAGAUGCCGUUACUAGGGCAACACUGGUUGUCAUGGAACCAGCAGAAGCUCCAGUUGCUCCCGAGACAACUGAAAUGGUUGUUGAAGAAACUGAGGUCAAGAGAGUCACUGAAGAAGCACCUGAGUGUGUUCCUGAAGAUAUGGAGAUUGAGGAAGAUCAAGUAAAACCUGAAAAGAUUGAAAGACCGAAAGUGGUUCCAGUGCAGGAGACACGACCAAAGUCUCCUUCCCCUGGGCCAGAAGACUUUACCCCCAAAACUAAGCCUGUUGAAGAGAAGCCAGAAGAAAAAUCACCUGAAAUUGAAGAAGAGCAGGUUACACCUGCAAAAAAGGAGAAAGUUGAAGUUCAUGUAAGAAUGCCUGGUGAAAAGCCAGAAGUUUCUGAAGAAGAAGUAAAACCACAAGUUGUUGACAGGCCCAAACCCGUAGCUCUGGAAGAGACUAAGCCUAGAUCACCAUCUCCUGAUGUCUUUGACACUGUUGAUGCAAAGAAAACUAUAGAAAUUCCUGAAGAAACUGCUCCAGGUCCAGAAGCAGAGGAAGAAAUUAUGGAACAAGCUGUGAAACCAAAGAAAAUUGACAGACCUCUGCCCAAGCCUAUUGUGGAGGAGAAAAGGAGAGAUGAAUCUCCGAUAUAUGAAGAGAUUCCUGGCGAGGCACCUAUUUACGAGGAAAUACCAGAAAGGCCUCAACCUGAAGCGAACGAAGAAGUUGUUGAACCAACAUUAAAGACUAGAAUAAUUGAAAGACCUAAGCCAAAGUCUAUUGUAAAGGAAGAAGCUCCAGUUGAGUCUGACUUCACUGAAGAGAUCAAACCAGUAAAGGAAACACCUGAUGGAACAGAACCUAAAGUUGAAGAGGAAACUCUUGUACCAGAUCAAGUGUCAAAGAAAUUUGAGCUUCCUGAACUUAAACCGAGAGACGAAUCUCUUGACAAGAAGACAACAAGAGAUGGUGAGGAGGCACCACGAAGAAAGGAAGAAAUCCAUGUUGAAGACAUUUACCAGACCAUAGAUGAAGCCGAACAAGUUGAUGAAGUUUCUCCUGAAUUUGUUGAGCUUCUUCAGCCCCAGGUUGUAGAAGACGGUGACAGAGUCAUUCUCAAGUGCAGAGUUGUUGGAAUCCCGACACCUAUAGUGACUUGGUUCAGAGAGGGCCAGGAAAUAACACCUAGCUCAGAUUUCCAGACUGGUAUGGACACAAGUACAGGAGUUUGUGUACUGGAAAUUCCCGAAGUUUUCCCUGAGGAUGCUGGAGAAUAUGCCUGCAGGGCUGUCAACCCAUUCGGAGAUGCAGUCACCACUGCUAACCUCCUUGUAGAAGUUGCCGCAGACGAACCAUCUGAACUAUCUGACACAUCUACAGAAGCCACUACCAUACUUCUAGACCAGGAAUUCUCUAUGGAGCCAGAAAGCCCAGUGGAAGAGGCCCCAUUGAGGGCACAAGCACCUGAAGCCCCUGAGGCCCCGAAGAGGGAACAGGUUCCUGAAGCUCCUAUGGAGGAGGCCCCAACACAGGUAGCACCAGUGCCUGAGGCCCCAACAGACACAACUCCUAGAGAGGAGAAACCAGUGGUAAAGAGGGCCCCCGAGUUUGUGAGGCCUCUUGUCUCAGAUAUGGAGUUACCUGAGGGUAGUGUUGCCAAAUUUGUGAUUGAGGUAGCAGGGGAACCAUUCCCGACAGUGACCUGGUAUUUCAACCAGUCACCCAUCGAGCCUGGACCCAGAAUUCAGAUCAUCUUCGAGGACAAGAUGUGCACGCUUCUCAUAUUUAACACGCUGCCAGAGGAUUCUGGUCAAUAUGUUGUUGAAGCCCGGAAUGACGUCGGGGUGAAGACUUGCACAUCUACUCUUCACAUUACUCCCCACAAGACAAAGGAGGUUGAGUUAGUCCCCCAGCCAGGGGAGAGAACUAGCUUUCUGUACACCGAUGAAGAAGAGGAGACAACUGUUAAACGCCCCGUGUUCGAGUCUGACUACGCCUUCACCAGCGAGGAUGAAACUCCAGAGGACCAGCUGAUAGCACCUCACUUCACCCAGCUUCUGCAGCCCAAGACUGUCAAGGAUGGUCAGCAGCGUGUGGAACUUGUCGUCCGUUUCCGGGGCCGACCAUCACCACGGAUACGCUGGUUCCAUAAUGGCCAGGAGGUGAUAAAGAGCACAGACAUUGACAUUGUCAUCGAUUACGCCACUGGAACUAGUAUGCUGAUUAUAAUCGAGGUUUUCCCAGAGGAUGAAGGGGAGUACACAUGUGUCGCCUCUAACAAACUCGGGGAAACCAUCACAACCUGCAGGCUCACUAUUGUUGGUCCGGAAGAGGAAGUUUCCUCCUCUGAAUCCCACAAGGAGACAAUUGAGAUCCAGCAUGAACCUCGACCUGCCACCGAGGAUGUGCCUGAGAGAACUCGCGUUACCAAGACAAUACUACUAGAAGAUGAUUCUAUGGUCGUACCAGAAGAGACAACCCACACCGAAGCCAUCAGAAUUGACCGGCCCAAACAAGCUAUGGUUCCCGCAGACAGGGCCUUUUCAGAGAAAGUCAAGGUCAUACCAUCUGCCCCUGGGCAGAAAAAGCCUGGCCCUGCAGUGGAGAUCAGGAUAGGGGUUCCCAAGACAACCCCAUCCACUACGGGUGAAAAGGUCACUGAGACAACCACAUACACGACUGUUACCAGCCAAAUACAGGAGCAGCCAGAGGAUCUUCCUGAGAUAAAGGAAGGGAAGGAGACGAGAAAAACCACCAUUAUCUUUGACCAGCCAGGCAAACAGCAGCCUAUCAUGGUCCAGGUGCCAGAGCAGCCCAUUCUAGAAGAUGUUGUCUCAGCAACUGAGAAAACCACUACAACCAUCACCAAGCAACUGAGAAUUCAGGAGAUGGAGCCAAAGGAAACACCAGAAUCCCACACCGAGACAAUCGAGAUUAGACGUGAAUCUCCACCUCAGGAGGUUGAACUUCUUGUAUCGGUUCCUAAGCAACCAAAGAGGGAGACUACUGUUGUUUCUAUGGAUACCAAGGAACAUCCCCAGCCUCAGACAAAGAGAAUUGAGGUUGAAAUCCAGGAGGCUGUGACAACUAAAAUGCUGAAGCAGACAGAAAUCAUUAUCCCAAAGACUGAGACCACAGUCUCUGAAGUUCAGAUCGUAGCUCAAAAACCACAGGUAGAAGCCACGAGACCAACUGAUGAAAUGAUUGAAGAAACUCGUCCAACUAUUGAAGUUGCUAAGAGAGUAGUACCAGAAGAGGCUAAACCUACUGAAAAAGAGCAGAUAGAUAUUGACAUCAAGCCAAAACCUGUACAGCAAGAGAUAGUGUUUGAAAUUGCUGCUCAGCCUGAAAAACCUGAAGAGGUUGCUCCAAUGGAAGUUGAGGUGCCAGCUCCUUCUCAGCCUAUGGAGGUUGAAGAGAGAAAAACAAUCACAGUGAAACCUGCUCCUGAACAAGAGACAAGAGCCCCGGAAGAUGAGAUCAAAAUAUCAGAAAGGGAUACAAUUGAAAUCGUGAAACUUCCUGAAGAUCAAACCAUGGAGGUUGAAAUUGAAGUGUCUGAUAGAGCACCUGUUGUCACUGAGACUUAUCAAAUUGAUACAGUGACUAGAGAAACAACCACUGUUGAACAGGUGGUUCCAGAAGUGACUGAAACUCAUAAAGAAGAAAUCAGCCUUGAUGUUACUGGUAAACCCAUGGAAGAGGUUCAGCUAACAGUUCAGGUUCAACCAAGGGAAAAACAAGUGCCUGUUACAAAAGAGGUCAAAGACACUGAGACUGUUACUGAAACAAUCACUGAGAUUAUCCAACUGCCUGAACAGGAAGAAACACCCCAGAAAGAUGCUCCAUUUGAAACUGAAGAAAAGCCACUUGAAGGUGUUGAACUGACUAUUGACCUACAGGAAAGACAGAUUACUGAAACUGAAGUUGUGUCCACAACUGAGAAAACUGAUGUUACUGAAGUGACCACUGUUGAAAUACCAUCUGUAACCGAGGUUUCAAGGGAGGAGAUAACUCUUGAAGUUGAAGACAAACCUAAAGAGGUAACAAUGAUCAUUGAGGUUCCUUCUGAGAAAGAAGUGCCAGUGACUGAAGAGACAACUACUGUUGAAACUACAACCAUUACAAAAGUAGAAGUGAAAGGGGUUCCAACAGUGGAAGAAACAUUUAAAGAUGAAGUGACGCUUGAUAUUCAGAAGAAACCAGAAACUGUGCAAAUGGAAAUUGAAAUUCCUACCUCUGAACAGGAAGUACCAGUUACACAAGAAACCACAACCAUUGAGACUUCAACAAUUACAAAGGUAGUUGAAAAGGAACUGCCUGAAGUCCAAGAGAAACACAAGGAAGAAGUCACUGUUGUAACCCAAGAGAGACCCAAUGAAGAAGUACAGUUUACAAUUGAAAUCAAGGACCAAGAAGCUCCUGAAAUCACUGAAGUCACGCAGAUGGACACGACAACAGAAACUGUCACUAAGACUUUUGAAGUUCCAACAAUGGAAGAAACCUUUAAAGAUGAAGUAAUGCUUGAUAUACAGAAGAAACCAGAAACUGUUCAGAUGGAAAUUGAAAUUCCUACCUCUGAACAGAAAGUACCAGUUACACAAGAAACCACAACCAUUGAGACUUCAACAAUUACAAAGGUAGUUGAAAAGGAACUGCCUGAAGUCCAAGAGAAACACAAGGAAGAAGUCACUGUUGUAACUCAAGAGAGACCCCAUGAAGAAGUACAGUUUACAAUUGAAAUCAAGGACCAAGAAGCUCCUGAAAUCACAGAAGUCACACAGAUGGACACGACAACAGAAACUGUCACAAAGACUUUUGAAGUUCCAACAGUGGAAGAAACCUUUAAAGACGAAGUAAUGCUUGAUAUACAGAAGAAACCAGAAACUGUUCAGAUGGAAAUAAAAGUUCCAACUACUGAAAAAGAAGUGCCAGUCUCUCAAGAGACUACUACGAUUGAAACAACUAUGAUUACUAAAGUAGUUGAAGAAGAAUUACCAAAAGUUGAAGAGAAACACAAAGAAGAAAUCACAAUUGUAACUGAAGAAAGGCCAUCAGAAGAAGUACAGUUCACAUUUGAAAUCAAAGAUCAACAAGCACCUGAAGUAACAGAAGUCACUCAGAUGGACACAACUACAGAGACUGUCACAAGAACAUUUGAAGUUCCAACUGUUGAGGAAACAUUCAAAGACGAAGUAACCCUUGAUAUUCAAAAGAAACCUGAAACUGUUCAAAUGGAAAUUGAAAUUGAAACUUCUGAGAAAGAAGUACCAAUUACUGAAGAAACUACAACCAUUGAAACAAGUACAAUUACUAAAGUAGUUGAAGAAGAAUUACCAGAAAUUAAGGAAAAACACAAGGAAGAGAUCACAAUAGUUACUGAAGAGAAACCUCAAGAGGAAGUUAAGUUCACAUUUGAAAUCAAGGAUCAACAAGUACCUGAAGUAACAGAAAUCACUCAGAUAGACACAACUACAGAGACUGUCACUAAAACAAUUGAAGUGCCAACAGUUGAAGAAACAUUCAAAGAUGAAGUGACUUUUGAUAUACAGAAGAAACCAGAAAUGGUUCAAAUGCAGAUUGAAGUACCAGUCACUGAAGUCACAAAAGAAACAGUUGAAGUAUCAACUGUUGAAGAAACCUUUGAAGUUCCUGAAGAGCAGGUAUCUGAAAAAGAAACUCACAAAGAGGAGAUUCAAUUAGACAUACAGGGCAAGCCUCAGCAGCUGCAAGAGAUAGAGAUCAAGAUACCAACAGAGGUCGAAGAAAAACCAAUGGAAGAGAAGGAGAGUCCAAAAGAAACAACAAAAGAAUCAAGCCCGAAGGAAGAACAACCUCAGUUACAAGCACCCACCACUGAAGAAAUCUUUGACACUUUUGAAGUGGUUGAGGUAGGGGCCCCUGAGUUCACAUGGGAUUUGAUUUCUCUGAAGGUCAUGGAUGGGGAAGAAGCGAAUUUCAUGUGUGAGGUCAAGGCCGAACCAACCCCAGAAAUCUCCUGGUUCCAUGAUGACAAACCUAUUGCAGAGAAUCAGGACUUCAGAAUCACAUUCGAGCCCGAGAGUGGGAAAUGCAGCCUACUGAUUGUAGAGGUAUUUCCACAGGAUGCUGGAGAAUACCGCUGUGUUGCUGUUAACGAGAAGGGCCAGGCUGUUUCUACUGCCACUUUGGAGGUUGAAUCAUAUGAGUAUGUAGCUGACACAGAAGAGGCUUCAGACUCCGUGCAGUCUUCCGUGGACGCAAUGUCUCCCAGACCAGUUCUGGAGUCGGAUACAGAGACGACUGAAGCACGUAGACACAUGCUGGAAGAAAUGGAGGAAAUGCAGGACCGGAUCCACGCCAUAUUCUCUGGAGUGAGGGAUGAAAUUGAUGCUGACUUGCAAGAGUCUGAAUCAAGGAGAGAAGAAAUUAUGAGUACCAGUCUACACGAAGACCAGCUCCCUGAAGAUGUAGAUGACAUUGAUGAAGAACAGCCUGAUCAAGUUAGUCCUACUGAGGAAGGUAAAGUUGAGGAAGCACCAGUUGAAGAGAUUCCAGAGUCCAAAACUGAGGAAACUCCUGAAGAAGUGAGUGUUGAAACUGCUGAAGAAGUACCUACAAAGCCAGAAGAGGUUAUUGCACCGACUGAAGAAAAACCUGAUUUAGCUGAAGCUGCUAUGGAAAUUCCAGCUGAAACUAAAGCUGAGGCUGUAGUUGAAGAGGCUGAGCAGACAGUUGUUGCUGAGGUUCAGCCUGAAGAGAAAGAUGAAGUACAACCAGUUGUUGAAAAAGAUCUUGAAAAAGCUGACGCUGAAAAACCUGUAACUAAAGCUGACAUUAUGGCUGAAACUGUUGAGCAACCAGAAACAAUUGUCCUGUAUGAGAAAUCUUCUGAAACAGUUACUGAAAUGGUGGAGGAAAUUGAAAUUGUGAAACCAGAAGAGACAAAACCAGAAUCAAAGUCAGAUGUCAUUGAAGAAAGGGUAGAACAGCCAGAAACUACUGAAGUAGACAAAAAACCUGAAGAAGAAGCAAGACCCACUGAAGUUGAAACCAUUACAAUCAAGCCUUCUCUUAAAAAGCCUGAAACUGCACAGAUUGAUUUAGAAGUACAGGAACAACAACCAGAGGAAACAGUAACUGUUUCUGAAACAACCACUGAAACAACAGUGACAACAGAAAUCAUUCAGGACUUUGCUCAACCCAAGGAAAGAAAACAAGAACAAUUCAAUGUAGAAAUUGUAACUGAAGCUCUUGAUAUGCCAGACACAAUUGAAGUAACAGAAACAACAACAGAGAAGACAACAAUUACAGAAGUUGUUCCUGAGGUUUCUCAGCCUGAUUCGCAAAAACCAGUCGAGUUUCAAGUGAAAAUCUCAAGUGAUGAGAUUGAAAAACCAGAAAUUGUUGAAGUUGGUGAAAUGCCAACUGAAAAGACUGAUACAUCAGAGGUGACAAUUGAUGUCGCCAAACCAGAGAGAAAAGAGACUGAAGAAUAUAAGGUUGAGAUUACCUCUGAUACAACAGAGGAAGAAGGAGUUGUUGAAGUGUCUGAAACUCCUUCAGAAACAACUGAAACCUCUGAAAUUGUUAUUGACAUUGCAAAACCUGACAAAAAAGAGCCUAUUGAAAUGAAAACAGAAGAAAUACUUGAGGCUGUUGAAAAGCCAAAAGUGACUGAAGUAACUGAAUUGCCAUCAGAGACAACAGAAACAUCUGAAGUAGUUGUUGACAUUGGAAAACCUGAAAAGACAAAGCCAGAAGAAUUCAAAGUAGAGAUAAUAACUGAAAUGGCUGAAACUCCUGAAAUGACAGAUGUUUCUGAAACCCCAGCUGAAACCACACAGUCCUCAGAAGUUGUUAUUGAUAUUGUUAAACCUGACAAGAAGCAACCAGAAGAAUUCAAGGUUGAAAUUGUAACUGAGACUCCUGACAAACCAGAAGUUACUGAAAUCAUGGAGGCACCAAAAGAAACAACAGAAAUGUCUGAGGUUACUAUUGAUGUUACAAAACAGGAAAAGGGACAACUUGAAGAAUUCAAGGUUGAAAUUGUCACUGAGUCUGCUGACAAGCCCGAAAUAAUUGAAAUUACAGAGGCACCGAAAGAGACAACAGAAACCUCAGAGGUUGUAAUUGACAUUACAAAGGCUGAAAAGAAACAACCUGAAGAAUUCAAAGUUGAUAUUGUCACUGAAACCUCUGACAAACCAGAAGUGACAGAAAUUACUGAAGCACCCAAAGAAACUACGGAAACAUCAGAAGUUGUAAUCGAUAUAUCAAAACCAUAUAAGAAACAACCUGAAGAAUUCAAGGUUGAAAUUGUCACCGAGACUGCUGACAAACCAGAAGUUACUGAAAUCCCAGAGGCACCAAAAGAAACAACAGAAACCUCAGAAGUUAUUAUUGAGGUUACAAAACAGGAAAAGAAACAACCUGAAGAAUUCAAGGUUGAAAUUGUCACUGAGACUACUGACAAGCCUGAAAUAAUUGAAAUCACAGAGGCACCAAAAGAGACAACAGAAACAUCUGAGGUUGUAAUUGACAUAACACAGGCUGAAAAGAAACAACCAAAAGAAUUUAAAGUUGAUAUUGUCACUGAAUCCUCUGACAAACCAGAAGUGACAGAAAUUACUGAAGCACCCAAAGAAACUACAGAAACAUCAGAUGUUGUAAUUGAUAUUUCAAAACCUGAUAAGAAACAACCUGAAGAGUUCAAGGUUGAAAUUGUCACUGAGGCUGCUGACAAGCCUGAAAUAAUUGAAAUCACAGAGGCACCGAAAGGGAUGACAGAAACCUCAGAGGUUGUGAUUGACAUUACAAAGGCUGAAAAGAAACAACCUGAAGAAUUUAAAGUUGAUAUUGUCACUGAAUCCUCUGACAAACCAGAAGUGACAGAAAUUACUGAAGCACCCAAAGAAACUACAGAAACAUCAGAAGUUGUAAUCGAUAUUUCAAAACCUGAUAAGAAACAACCUGAAGAAUUCAAGGUUGAAAUUGUCACUGAGACUGCUGACAAGCCUGAAAUAAUUGAAAUCACCGAGACACCGAAAGAGACAACAGAAACCUCAGAGGUUGUAAUUGACAUUACAAAGGCUGAAAAGAAACAACCUGAAGAAUUCAAAGUUGAUAUUGUCACUGAAACCUCUGACAAACCAGAAGUGACAGAAAUUACUGAAGCACCCAAAGAAACUACAAAAACAUCAGAAGUUGUAAUCGAUAUUUCAAAACCUGAUAAGAAACAACCUGAAGAAUUCAAGGUUGAUAUUGUCACUGAGACUGCUGACAAGCCUGAAAUAAUUGAAAUCACCAAGGCACCGAAAGAGACAACAGAAAGCUCAGAGGUUGUAACUGACAUUACAAAGGCUGAAAAGAAACAACCUGAAGAAUUCAAAGUUGAUAUUGUCACUGAAACCUCUGACAAACCAGAAGUGACAGAAAUUACUGAAGCACCCAAAGAAACUACAAAAACAUCAGAUGUUGUAAUCGAUAUUUCAAAACCUGAUAAAAGACAACCUGAAGAAUUCAAGGUUGAAAUUGUCACUGAGACUGCUGACAAGCCUGAAAUAAUUGAAAUCACAGAGGCACCAAAAGAGACAACAGAAAUAUCAGAGGUUGUAACUGACAUUACAAAGCCUGAAAAGAAACAACCAGAGGAAUUCAAAGUUGAUAUUGUCACUGAGACUGAUGACAAACAGGAAGUUACUGAAAUUACAGAGGAGACCAAAGAAACAACAGAAACAUCUGAAGUGGUUAUUGACAUAACAAAGUCAGAAAAGAAACAACCAGAAGAAUUUAAGGUUGAUAUUGUGACUGAGACAGCUGACAAACCAGAAGUGACUGAAAUCACAGAAGCACCUAAAGAAACAACUCAAACAUCAGAGGUUGUAAUUGACAUAGUAAAACCAGAAAAGAAACAACCAGAUGAAUUCAAGGUUGAAAUUGUCACAGAGACAUCAGAUAAACCGGAAGUUACUGAUAUAACAGAGGUGCCCAAGGAAACAACAGAAACAGUUGAAGUACCAUCAGAUCAAUCUAAAUCUGAAACUUCAAGACCUGAAGAAUACAAAACUGAUAUUGUGGAGGAAGGAAUUGAGCAACCUGAGGUCUCUGAAGUCACUGAAGAAAAACCUGCAACUGGAAUAGUGUCUGAAACUCCAUCAGAAACUGUAACAGCAAAGACUGAAACUGUUCAGGAGUUGGAAAGUGAAGACAAACAAGUUCCUGAAGAGACAUUCAAAGAAGAAAUUGCAGUUCAGAUGAAACCAAAGGAUGAAGAUCAACCUGAAACUUUCAAGAGUGAAAUAGAAGUAGAUCAAAAACCCGAGCAUGACGUUGUCACAGUGACAUUCGGAAUGCAUGAAGGUGAAGAUGAGGUAGAGGUUGAACAUGAAAUCAUGGAAGAAACCGGCGAAACCUUUGUGUCAGAAACUGAACUUGAAAGACCAGUUUUCAUUCUCCCACUCAAGGACGAAACCCUUACAGAAGGGCAAGACCUUAAAAUGGAGGCGCAUGUCCGUGGAAAUCCAGCUCCAACAGUGCAAUGGUUCGUAGAUGAUGAAGUACUCUCACCAUCUGAUGACAUCCAGAUCAUCUACGAUGAGGGCAAAUGCCUCCUCUCCAUCCGAGAAGUCUUCAUGGACGAUGAAGGGGAAUACUGGGUUGAAGCGACAAAUGAGUAUGGGACAGCAACUACCUCCUCCUAUGUCACUGUUCUGCCGGGAGAUGUAGUGUCUUCAGAAGACCAAGGGGAGGAAGAAGAAACCAUCCCCAAGGGUCCAGAAACUGAAGUUCCUGCUCCUGUCGAAACAACGGAGGUUGAGUACAAAGAGACCAUUGAAAAACAACCUCUUGUUGAGACUGAAGCCCCUGAAGGAGAAACUGAAGUUGUUUUCAGGGAGACAGUAGAAGUUGAAAAGAAACCUAUAGAGACUGAAAAACAACAGGUUGACAUUGAGAUCCAACCCAAGAAAGAAACUGUAGUAUUUGAGGCUCCUACAACUGAUGAGGUGAGGGAAGAGGUCCAAAUUGAUAUCAAGCCAAAGAAAGAUGUCUUUGAAGAAAUCAAGCUGGAACUUACUCCAAAACCUGUCGAACAUGAGGUCGAAGUGCCAGAAAGUGAAACAGUCACAGAAACUGUGGAGGUGAUAAAGAAGCCUAAGACAACUACUACUGUUCAGAUGGAAAUUUCUGGUCCACAAGAGGUAACUGAGACAACAUUCACACAGAAAAUCACGAUUGACAAAAAGGAAAAGCCAGAAGAAAUUACAGUUGUUUCAAAGGAAGAAUUAGUUCCAUCUAAAAAAGAAGUUCAGGAAUUUGAAAUUACUGUUCCUGAAGAAACAACUGAAGUGUACAAAGAAACCAUUGAAGUGACAAAAGAACCAGUCCCAGAGAUUUCAGAAGAAACCACUCACAAAGAAACCAUAACAAUUCAGCAAAAACCCACUCCAGAAAUGGUUGAAGUUGAUAUCAAAAUCCCAACAGAAGUCACUGAAACUUUCAAGGACACAAUUGAGAUACAAAAAGAUGAGGUAGACCAUGCAAUUGAACAUGAGGUCGAAGUGCCUGAAAGUGAAACAGUCACAGAAACCUUGGAGGUUAUAAAGAAGCCUAAGACAACUACAACUGUUCAGAUGGAAAUUUCUGGUCCACAGGAGGUAACUGAGACAACAUUCACACAGAAAAUCACGAUUGACAAAAAGGAAAAGCCAGAAGAAAUUACAGUUGUUUCAGAGGAAGAAUUAGUUCCAUCUAAAAAAGAAGUUCAGGAAUUUGAAAUUACUGUUCCUGAAGAAACAACUGAAGUGUACAAAGAAACCAUUGAAGUGACAAAAGAGCCUGUCCCAGAGAUUUCAGAAGAAACCACUCACAAAGAAACCAUAACACUUCAGCAAAAACCCACUCCAGAAAUGAUUGAAGUUGAUAUCAAAAUCCCAACAGAAGUCACUGAAACUUUCAGGGACACAAUUGAGAUACAAAAAGAUCAGGUGGACCAUGCAAUUGAACAUGAGGUCGAAGUGCCUGAAAGUGAAACAGUCACAGAAACCUUGGAGGUUAUAAAGAAGCCUAAGACAACUACAACUGUUCAGAUGGAAAUUUCUGGUCCACAGGAGGUAACUGAGACAACAUUCACACAGAAAAUCACGAUUGACAAAAAGGAAAAGCCAGAAGAAAUUACAGUUGUUUCAGAGGAAGAAUUAGUUCCAUCUAAAAAAGAAGUUCAGGAAUUUGAAAUUACUGUUCCUGAAGAAACAACUGAAGUGUACAAAGAAACCAUUGAAGUGACAAAAGAGCCUGUCCCAGAGAUUUCAGAAGAAACCACUCACAAAGAAACCAUAACACUUCAGCAAAAACCCACUCCAGAAAUGAUUGAAGUUGAUAUCAAAAUCCCAACAGAAGUCACUGAAACUUUCAGGGACACAAUUGAGAUACAAAAAGAUCAGGUGGACCAUGCAAUUGAACAUGAGGUCGAAGUGCCUGAAAGUGAAACAGUCACAGAAACCUUGGAGGUGAUAAAGAAGCCUAAGACAACUACAACUGUUCAGAUGGAAAUUUCUGGUCCACAGGAGGUAACUGAGACAACAUUCACACAGAAAAUCACGAUUGACAAAAAGGAAAAGCCAGAAGAUAUUACAGUUGUUUCAGAGGAAGAAUUAGUUCCAUCUAAAAAAGAAGUUCAGGAAUUUGAAAUUACUGUUCCUGAAGAAACAACUGAAGUGUACAAAGAAACCAUUGAAAUGACAGAAGAGCCAGUCCCAGAGAUUUCAGAAGAAACCACUCACAAAGAAACCAUAACAAUUCAGCAAAAACCCACUCAAGAAAUGGUUGAGGUUGAUAUCAAAAUCCCAACAGAAGUCACUGAAACUUUCAAGGACACAAUUGAGAUACAAAAAGAAGAUGAAGUGGACCAUGCAAUUCCAUCUGAAACAGAGCAUCACAUUGUUACUGAAAAAAUAACUGUAGAAGGUGAGAAGCCUCAGCCGGUGGAAAUUGAUAUUGAAGUGAAACCUGGUGAGACAACCGUUACAGAAACACUGAAAAUAACAUCAAUGGAAACCACCGAAGAAAGUGAACAAGAAAUUACUGAAGAAGUUUCUGAAGAGGUACCUACAUUUAAGGAAACAAUUGACAUUGAAAAGAAGUCUAAACCUGAAAUGGUUGAAAUUGAAAUGGAUAUUAAACCAGAAACUGAGGAAAUAAAGAUCACUGAAAUAAGAAAAGAAACCAUUGAGGUUACAGAAGAAGUCCCUACUUACCAGGAAGAGAUAACUAUUGAGGGAAAGCCCCAACCAGAGGUACAGGAAAUUGUUAUUUCUGAAAUUAAGGCCCCAACUGAUGACAUUAUUGUUUCAGAAAGGGAAACAAUAACUGUAACGGAAGAAAACAUUCAAGAAUUGGAAGUGGAGGCACCACAUGAGGACACAGUAGUUGCUGAAAGAGAGCAAAUAAUUGUUACAGAAACCCCAGAUGAAACUGAACAGAUUUCUGAAACACCAGCUGAACACCCAGAAGCAGUUGAGGAGAAACCUGUAGAUAUAACUCUUACUGAAAGAGUGAAAAAGACAGAAAUUACAACAAAAGUUGAGGAAACGACAGAAAUCAUUUCUGAAGAACAAGAAAUGCCGGAACAACCAGUAGAGGUUUCUAAGCCUACUGAAGAAACUGUAGAAACUGUCAAAGAGAUGAUUACAGUAGAAAUAGGAAAACCAUCUGAGAUUUCUGAAACAGAAACAAUAGUUGCUUCAGAACUUCCUCAAGAAAUAACUCUUGAUAUUGAAGUGAAACAGAUUGAUGAGGCUGUUACAGAAAAAGUUGAAAAGGUGGUUAGGGUUAUUGAAGAGACUCCAUCUGAGGUUGAUGAUAUUAAAACUGAAACCAGUUAUAUCGAAACUGAAGAAGUUAAAGAUGAAAUAGAGUCUGAAAAACCUGUAGAAGAGACUGUUGAAGUGAUAAGGGAAACAAUUGAGGUUGUAAGGAAAACAACAUCUGUCAUAGAAGAAAGUGUCCAAGAUACUGUGGUGUCUGAAAUGCAAGAAAUUACACCAGAAGUAUCAACAGAAGUACCAACAGAAGAAACAAUUGCAAUUGUGAGAGAAACAAUAACGAUUGACACUGAAAAACCAACUGAAGUGCCUUCAGAAGAGGUUGAUUUAGAAAUAUCAAUGACACAACCAGUUGAAGAGACCAUUCCCUCAGAAAAGCCCUCUGAAGAAACCAUUGAAACAGCUACUGAUACAGCUGUUAUUGAUGAAAAGCCUGCCUCUGUAACUGAAAUAAUUGACACAGAGCAACCAACAAAUGUCAAGGAGAUUGAAGUGGAAAUUAAUAUUUCUAAAGAAGAAACUGUUGAGGAAGUAAGGGAAACAAUCAAAGUGGAUAUUAAGAAACCUACUGUGUCUGACAUUGUUGAAGAAACUACACCUGAGGAAAAGACCAUGUUAACAGAUGAUGUUGCCAAAGAAAUUCCAGCAGAGGAGACAGUUACCUCUGAGAAACAAACAUUAGUUGUAGACAUAGAACAAGUUUCCAAAGUUACUCCAGAGGAAACAGAGCAGGUGGAAGUUCCAUCUUCUAUUGAACAAGAAGUUGAGGAAACCAGGCCAACAGAAGAAACAGUGAUAGAAACUAAACAAACAAUAACUGUUGAAAGAAAGCCAGUCUCUAUAACUGAGGAAAAGAAAGAAGUUAUUGAGAAACCCUCUGUGACAGAAAUUACAGAACUUGUAAUUGAAAAAGAUGUGGGUCCUCAAGAGGUAACUGUUGAAGUAGCUGAACAAGUGAAGCCAGUGGAAACAGUGACAACAAUGACAAAAGAAAUCAUUGAGAAAGAAGAUGUUUCAGAAGCAGAGAAGGUACCAGAAACUGAAACAUUUGAAACAACUGAAAUAGUCAUUCAGCCUUCAGAAAAAGCCACCACAGAAGAUGAUGUACCAACACAGGCAGUAACAAUUGAACUUGAUAUUAAGAAACCAGAGACAACUGAAAUUGAUACUACAACUGUUGAAAGCACAGAAGAAAAGGUAACUACAACAUCUAUUGUUGUUGUUGAAUCAACAGACAAGGUUCCAUCAGAUGUCACUGCAACUGGUAUUGAAAUCAAACCUGAUGUCAUUGAGGUUCUUUCUGAAGAAGAAACAUCUAAGCCAUCUGAGGAAACCAUUGAAUUGAUUAGAGAGACUGUGACCGAGAAAGAAAAACCUGUUACACAGACAACUGAUAUUGAAUUACAGAUUGUCAAACCUGAAGUGGUAGAUGUUGCUGAAACAGAAUUAGAUGUACCAUCAGUAGAGACAAUCACAGAAACAAGAGAGACCAUAGAAUUUACUCCUGAGGUACCUGGUACAACAGACGAUAUCAUUGAAAAGGUACAGGAAGAUAUUGCUGAAAUGGAAGAAACAAAGCCAGAAACUUCCAAACCUGAAGAAAUUCCUGAUGUGAAAGAAACUAUGAAAACAGAAAUCAAAAUACCUUCAAAGGUUACAGAAGCUGAACAUCAAGAAAUUGAAAUUGAGAUUUUGGGGUUGCCUACAGCUCCUGCUGAUACACUCACUGAAGAUGUUGAAAUUGAAAUCAAGCAGAAGGUUGAAACUAUUCCUGUUGAUCAAACAAAGGUUAUUGAAGAAAUGAUUUCUGAAGACAAACAGGAUGUUCAACCAGUACCAGAAACAGAUGUAGAGGAGAUUUCACCAAAACCAGUUGAGGAAGAAAUAGAAAAGGUUAAGAUUAUUGAAGAAAUUCCAACAACAGUCUCGGUUGAAGAAUCUGAAGAAGAUAAAGAUGUGCCACAAGAUAUUUCUGAAGAAAAACCAAAGGAAGCAAUCAAAGAGGAAGUUCCUUCAGUACUCCAAGACAAAGAAAUAGUACAAGAAGAAAUAUCAGCUGUGAUGACCUCAGAUGAAACUAUACCUCAGGAGGAUGUUCCUGAAAUUCCAUCAGAGAGCAUUCAAAAGUAUGCUGAAGAAGUUUCAAGAGAAAUUAUUGAGACUAUUUCCGUAGAUAUCAAGCCAGUCUCAAAAGUACCAGCUGUAGAUUUUGUGACAGAAGAAGAAGUAAGUGUUGAUAUACCAGAAAAAGAAACAGAAACACCAAAGUCAGAAGAUAUCGAAAUUGUUACUGAAGUUGUAAAGCUUCAGCCAGAAAAGCCAUCUGAAGUUCAGACUGAAGAAGAAGUUGUUCCUGCAGAAGACUCUAAGGGAAUUGCGGAAGAAGUUAUUCAACAGUAUGCUGAAGAAAUAACAAAGGAUAUACUUGACAAGGCUGCAAAGGGAGAACUAACAGCAUUUGAAACUCAGCAAGUCCUAGAAGCAAGACCAGAAGAACAGACAUCUGAAGAAACUGAUGUUGAAACUGAGGCACCAGUUCAAACUGUCACAGAAUUGGAAACAGAUGUUCCUACCGUUACGAAAGAAGUGCCAGCAGACAUAGCACCUGAAGAGAAACCUGAUGAUGUGGAAACAGUUAAGGAAAUUCCUGAAGAAUCAUUUGAAGUUUCAGAGGAAUUGAAGCCGAAAGACACUACUGAAAGUAUUGAAAUUUUUCCUUCAAAAGAGGCUCCUGAAGAAGAAAAACCAAUCGUUGAGGAAAUUGAAUUUGAUAUUUCUGAAAAGAAACCAGAAACUGUAUCUUUGGAGUUUGAUAUUCAGAAACCAGAAACGAUUGAAGAAGUCAGUUUAGAUUUCCAGCUGCAAGAUAAGCCUAAAAUGCCUGUUGAUGUUGCUGUUGAAAUUCCUGCUGAAGAAAAAGAAGGAAAAGAGAAAGUUACAACUGAAGUUGAAUUUGAGAUACCUGAAGAGAAGCCUCUACAACCAGUUAAGGAAACAGUGGAAAUAGAAAUGUCGAAAAAACCAUUGGAAAAGAAAACUGUCACCUUUGAUAUACCAGCAGAAGAAGAGACACCAGAGGAGGUUUCAUUUGAGGUUUCUGUAGAAAAGAAGCCUUCUGAAAAAGAAGAAAUCUCGUUUGAUAUCCGACCUGAAUCAAAACCUGAAACUGUCUCAAUGGAUAUUGAAAUCAAAGAACAACCACAUGAAAAGGUGUUCCUUGAAGUACAUCCUGAUGUUAAACCAGAAACAGAAGAGGUGCAUAUGGAAAUUCACCCGAAGGAAACCCCAGAAAGUGUUUCAAUGGAAAUCAAUGUUGAGUCCAAAACAACAGUUACAGAUGAGACUGAGAGACGUAUUACCACUGAAGAAGUUUCUCUUGAAAUUCCUACAGAUGUAACUGUGACAGAAAAAACCACUGAAAAGGUCACUAUGGAAUUACCUAUUGAGCAGAAACCUGAAGAAACUCAACCAGAAGAAAUCACCAUUACAUUUACUGAUAAAACAACUACAGAAGAAACUACAACCAAAGUAGUGGAAGUUGUUGAAUUCGGACCUAAGUUUACCAAGACACUUACUGACAUCACAGUGCCUGAAGGUGAAAAGGUAGAGUUCAUUAUCGAGUUCAAAGCUGAGCCAGCUCCUGAAAUUACCUGGUUUAUUGAUAACCGACCAAUCAAGGAGACUGAAGACUUCACUGUUGUUGUGGAGAAGGAGUUCAGCAAGGUGGUAAUACCUGAGACCUUCCUAAACCAUGAAGGGGAAUACAAGGUGGUUGUUACAAACAAAAUCUCAACUGUAACAUCCAUAUGCUACCUCACUGUUAUAGCUACAGAUGAAGCUACUGAUGAUGACAUCAGUGUUAAAGAAACAACAACAACAACUACUACCGAAACUGUGGAAUUGACCGUCGAGGAUAAGCCUCAAGAGUUGCCCAAGACAGAAAUCUCAGAAGAGAUUGUAAUCCCUCAGAAACCAGAAGAGAAGGAAAUAGCGGAGGAUUUCGCGGCUCCCCGUUUCACAACGACCCUCCAGAAGCACAUAGAUGUUCUAGAAGGCUCCACGGUAACGUUCACGUGUGAGGUCACAGGCACGCCGACCCCUGAGGUCACAUGGUUCAAGGAUGACGAGCCCCUACCAGAAGAUGAAAGGUUUGUCACUGAAUACCACAAGAAGACCGUGACCUUGACCAUUCACAAGGUCACCAUCGACGACGAAGGCUACUUCAAGGUCGAGGCCAGGAAUGAGCGUGGAACCACAACUACAGUCGUGGAAGUUUUCGUACAAAUCCCUCACACAGUGGAUGAGCGUGGACCUGAGGUUACUAUGGAAACUGUUGAAAUUGUAACCGAGGAAACACAACCAGUAUCGCAGAAACCGACUACAGAGAUCAUAACACCUUUAGCCCCUCAGACUGAGGAAGAAGUCCCGAUACAUGAGACACCAGAACAAACAUUGACCUUGGAGGGUCAAGACAUUUCACCUGAACAGGUGACCCCGGAGACAACCGAGGUCAUCACUGUAGAAACGACCAGGGAGGACCUAGAGAAGGUCGUCGCCAAGGAGGAAGUUACUUUCGAGUUUGUGACACCCGAGAAGACGGAAGCUGCUUCGUUGGAAGUCACGGUAGAUGAGACACCUCUUCCAGUUGAGGACAAAGUUGCUCCGACGGCAACAGCUACAGAAGUCUCCAUGGCAAUGCCCCUGGAGACAGAAGAGGUCAUACCAAGGUCAGAGUCCCCUGCAGAGGUCAGGGGGGUAGAGACCGAUAUUCAGCUGUUAGUUCCCGAGCAGCAACUUCCAGAACAGAAAAUGGCUCCAAAAGAGGAGCAGGUGCCCGAGGAGGUCCAGGAGACUCCUGUUGAAAGUCAGGAAGAGGUCACCCCCACCCAACCCACAGGUGAAGCCCCCACAUUCAUUACUGAAAUCACAAAAAUUACCGCCGAGCACGGUAAACCCGUGCAGUUCAUCUGUAUCAUUACCGGCAACCCUAAACCCGUAGUUCGCUGGAUUCUGGAUGGGGAGUAUAUCCCUGAAGACUCCACGACCUACAAAGCUGAGAUGCAUCCAGAUGGGAAGCACACGCUUUCGAUCAAGGAAACGUUUCAAGAAGAUGAGGGAGAAUAUACUGUAGAGGCAACCAACAAUUUCGGAACCGUCCGUUCCACAGCCGAGCUUGUACUUGAAGUGGAUGAAAAUAAAGAUAAACCAGACAGCGAACAGCCUGCUCAUUAUCCUGAUGAAAAGGCUGCACCCAUUGAGGAGAUUUUUGUGGCUACUGAUAAACUUCUUUCCGUUCCUCUUGAUGAAAUUGAGGAAGCUAGUGUAAUAAGUGUUUCUCCAUCAGUGGAAUCCCUCGACCUUGAGGUUCCAGAAACUGUAACUGUAGAAAUAGAAAAGGAAAUAUCUGUUGAAUCUGGUAAGGAUAUUGCACAAGAGAAAAAAGAAGAAGUAAAAGAAGAUGAAACAAUACCAGAAUUUAAACCAGUCAUUGAAGAAACAAUACCAGAAGAAAAGCCAGUUGUUGAAGAAUUGGAAGAAUCAGAGAGAUCAGAAGAGUCAGAAGUGUCUGAGGAUGAGUCAAUUUCGGUUGAAGAAGUUAUUGAAAAGCCAGAUGAAACAGACAUUCAAAAAGAAAAAGAACAGCCGAGCACCAUGGAAGAAACAGAAGCCACAAGACCAACAAGAGAAACUGUUGUUAUUGAAAAAGAGAACUUUGAACAACCUGGAACAAGGAAAACUGUUGAAAUUGAUAUUGUGCAACCUGAGGACAUUGGUGAUUAUAUUACUGAAGUAACACUGGAAGAGAGAUAUGAAAAAUCUCCAGAAGUAGAAGAAAUAGAUAUUCAUUCAAAAACUAAAGAAACUGUCAAAGAAAUUGAGAAAGAAGAACCAGCUGAAAAGAUUAUACCAAUCCGUGUUCUGGAAACUGUAAAGAGUUUUGAUCAAGAAUAUGUCAUUGAAUAUCCAACUGAAACAAAAACAACAGAAAGAGAUGAAGAAGUUGAAGUAAUUGUUCUGUCAGAAGGAGAAAUCGAUGAAGAUGUUGAGGUUUCUGAGAAAGAAGAGACACAUGUUACUGGUAUUGAUAUUGAAGUGAAACCAAAAGAUAAAAGAUUGCCAGAAGAAGUAUUCAGAGUUGAGAUUGGGAAAGAGAAGAUCCCUGAAGUAAGUCAAAUAGAUGUAGACAUUGUACAAGAUACAGUGACAGAGACAACAGAAGAAACAACAGAAAAAGUAUCAGAAGUAGAAAUAGAACAACGAGACCAAGACGUAGCAGAAAUAUCCUCUUAUAAAGAGACAAUAGACAUUGAUAGAGAACCUAAAUACACAGAGGUUGAAAUUGACAUUUCAAUGCCAAAGACGCAAAAAGUGGUAACUGUUACAUCAUCUGAAACAACUGAAACUGUGACAACAACAACUACUAUGGAAGUUGAGGACACAGAUGAUCUCAAUGUCACAGAGUUUGAAUCUAUCAAAGAGAAAGAAACAAGCUUAGAAAUCAUUGAAGAGAGGGAAGUUGAUAUCCCCGCACAUGAAACAGUGGUAGAGUAUCUUGAACAAAUAGAAAUGCCUAGAGUGGAAAUUGAUGUGAUAGAACAACCAGAAGAACUGGUACUUAAAUCAAAAGAACAGAAGACAUUGACUGAAGAGCUUUUCCCAACUAAAGAUAUCUCUGUAAGUGAGAUAACUAGUUUAAAAACUAAGGAAGAAAUUGAAAUAAUGCCUGAGAUUCAAACAACAUUUACAGAGACUAUUGAAAUUGAAGAAACAUCUAAAGAAGAUGAAAUUGAAAUCACUGCAGAAAUGGAAGAUACAUACCUUGAAACCACAGAAGUGGUAAAACAUAAAACUACGGAAGAGGUUGACAUUGAUAUAAAGCCUGAGACAGAAACAACCUUUACAGAGACAAUUAAAAUUGAGAAAGACAAGCCUAAACAUGAAGAGGUCAUUGUAGAAAUAAAACCAACUGAGGAAGAAGAGAAAAGACCUGGUGUCAAAGUUGAAAUCAUUCCGGCAGUUACCGAAGAGGAAAAGGCGGUAUUCACUGAAACAAUUGAAAUUGAACAGGACACACCUAAAACUGAACAAGUUGAAAUUGAAAUAAGACCUGAAAUCCAAGAGACCUCUACAUUUAUUGAAACCACAGAAGUAGUUCAAGAUAUAACUACAGAAGAAAUAGAUGUAGAGAUUAAGCUUGAGACAGAGACAACCUUUGUUGAGACAAUUGAAAUUGAAGAAGAAAAACCUAAACAUGAAGAGGUCAUGGUAGAAAUAAAACCAACACCUUCCGAAGAUGUGCCAACAAAGGUAACAGUUGAAAUUGAUGUCAGAAAAGGAUCAGUCCCUCAGCUUGUUCCAUUAACAGAAGAGCUUCCUUUGUCAUAUGAAGAAACAGUGACAGAAAUCAUUGAGGAAACACCAUCUGACAUUGCAAGAGAAGAGACUGUUGUGCAAAGGAGGGAGUCUGUUGUAACAGAAAUGGUUUCAGUUGAAGAAAUGAAGCCAGAGGAAGAAAAACCAACUGAGGAAGAAGAGAAAAUACCUGAAGUCGAAGUUGAAAUCAUUCCGGCAGUUACCGAAGAGGAGAAGACGGUAUUCACUGAAACAAUUGAAAUUGAACAGGACACAUGUAAAACGGAACAAGUUGAAAUUGAAAUAAGACCUGAAAUCCAAGAGACCUCUACAUUUAUUGAAACCACAGAAGUAGUUCAAGAUAUAACUACAGAAGAAAUAGAUGUAGAGAUUAAGCCUGAGACAGAGACAACCUUUGUUGAGACAAUUGAAAUUGAAGAAGAAAAGCCUACACAUGAGGAGGUCAUAGUAGAAAUAAAAUCAACACCUUCCGAAGAUGUGCCAUCAAAGGUAACAGUUGAAAUUGAUGUCAGAAAAGGAUCAGUCCCUCAGCUUGUUCCAUUAACAGAAGAGCUUCCUUUGUCAUAUGAAGAAACAGUUACAGAAAUCAUUGAGGAAACACCAUCUGACAUUGCAAGAGAAGAGACUGUUGUGCAAAGGAGGGAGUCUGCUGUAACAGAAAUGGUUUCAGUUGAAGAAACGAAGCCAGAGGAAGAAAAACCAACUGAGGAAGAAGAGAAAAGACCUGAAGUCGAAGUUGAAAUCAUUCCGACAGUUACUGAAGAGGAGAAGAUGGUAUUCACUGAAACAUUUGAAAUUGAACAGGACACACCUAAAACUGAACAAGUUGAAAUUGAAAUAAGACCUGAAAUCCAAGAGACCUCUACAUUUAUUGAAACCACAGAAGUAGUUCAAGAUAUAACUACAGAAGAAAUAGAUGUAGAGAUUAAGCCUGAGACAGAGACAACCUUUGUUGAGACAAUUGAAAUUGAAGAAGAAAAGCCUACACAUGAAGAGGUCAUAGUAGAAAUAAAACCAACACCUUCCGAAGAUGUGCCAACAAAGGUAACAGUUGAAAUUGAUGUCAGAAAAGGAUCAGUCCCUCAGCUUGUUCCAUUAACAGAAGAGUUUCCUUUGUCAUAUGAAGAAACAGUGACAGAAAUCAUUGAGGAAACACCAUCUGACAUUGCAAGAGAAGAGACUGUUGUGCUAAGGAGGGAGUCUGUUGUAACAGAAAUGGUUUCAGUUGAAGAAUUGAAGCCAGAGGAAGAAAAACCAACUGAGGAAGAAGAGAAAAUACCUGAAGUCGAAGUUGAAAUCAUUCCGGCAGUUACCGAAGAGGAGAAGACGGUAUUCACUGAAACAAUUGAAAUUGAACAGGACACACCUAAAACUGAACAAGUUGAAAUUGAAAUAAGACCUGAAAUCCAAGAGACCUCUACAUUUAUUGAAACCACAGAAGUAGUUCAAGAUAUAACUACAGAAGAAAUAGAUGUAGAGAUUAAGCCUGAGACAGAGACAACCUUUGUUGAGACAAUUGAAAUUGAAGAAGAAAAGCCUACACAUGAAGAGGUCAUAGUAGAAAUAAAACCAACACCUUCCAAAGAUGUGCCAUCAAAGGUAACAGUUGAAAUUGAUGUCAGAAAAGGAUCAGUCCCUCAGCUUGUUCCAUUAACAGAAGAGCUUCCUUUGUCAUAUGAAGAAACAGUGACAGAAAUCAUUGAGGAAACACCAUCUGACAUUGCAAGAGAAGAGACUGUUGUGCAAAGGAGGGAGUCUGUUGUAACAGAAAUGGUUUCAGUUGAAGAAAUGAAGCCAGAGGAAGAAAAACCAACUGAGGAAGAAGAGAAAAGACCUGGUGUCGAAGUUGAAAUCAUUCCGGCAGUUACCGAAGAGGAGAAGACGGUAUUCACUGAAACAAUUGAAAUUGAACAGGACAAACCUAAAACUGAACAAGUUGAAAUUGAAAUAAGACCUGAAAUCCAAGAGACCUCUACAUUUAUUGAAACCACAGAAGUAGUUCAAGAUAUAACUACAGAAGAAAUAGAUGUAGAGAUUAAGCCUGAGACAGAGACAACCUUUGUUGAGACAAUUGAAAUUGAAGAAGAAAAGCCUACACAUGAGGAGGUCAUAGUAGAAAUAAAACCAACACCUUCCGAAGAUGUGCCAUCAAAGGUAACAGUUGAAAUUGAUGUCAGAAAAGGAUCAGUCCCUCAGCUUGUUCCAUUAACAGAAGAGCUUCCUUUGUCAUAUGAAGAAACAGUUACAGAAAUUAUUGAGGAAACACCAUCUGACAUUGCAAGAGAAGAGACUGUUGUGCAAAGGAGGGAGUCUGUUGUAACAGAAAUGGUUUCAGUUGAAGAAACGAAGCCAGAGGAAGAAAAACCAACUGAGGAAGAAGAGAAAAGACCUGAAGUUGAAAUCAUUCCGGCAGUUACUGAAGAGGAGAAGAUGGUAUUCACUGAAACAUUUGAAAUUGAACAGGACAAACCUAAAACUGAACAAGUUGAAAUUGAAAUAAGACCUGAAAUUAAAGAGACCUCUACAUUUAUUGAAACCACAGAAGUAGUUCAAGAUAUAACUACAGAAGAAAUAGAUGUAGAGAUUAAGCCUGAGACAGAGACAACCUUUGUUGAGACAAUUGAAAUUGAAGAAGAAAAGCCUAAACAUGAGGAGGUCAUAGUAGAAAUAAAAUCAACACCUUCCGAAGAUGUGCCAUCAAAGGUAACAGUUGAAAUUGAUGUCAGAAAAGGAUCAGUCCCUCAGCUUGUUCCAUUAACAGAAGAGCUUCCUUUGUCAUAUGAAGAAACAGUUACAGAAAUCAUUGAGGAAACACCAUCUGACAUUGCAAGAGAAGAGACUGUUGUGCAAAGGAGGGAGUCUGUUGUAACAGAAAUGGUUUCAGUUGAAGAAAUGAAGCCAGAGGAAGAAAAACCAACUGAGGAAGAAGAGAGAAAACCUGAAGUUGAAAUUGAGACCCAACCUGAAGUUACAGAAGAAGUUAAAGAAGUGCAGGAUGUUGUAAAAGAGAAAGCAAUUGAAAUAGAAGAAGACAAACCUAAAGUUGAAGUAAUUCCUUUGGUUGCGAAGGAAUAUGCCUUACCAGAUAUCACUGCAGAUAUUUCUGAAAUUACCAAAGAAGAAAUUGAAACUUUAAAACCUGAUAUUGAAGAAAUUAAGCCACAGGAACUCCAAAAUGUGAGCCUUGAAGUCAUGGAAAUGGCGAAAGAGGACACAGUACCUGAAGACCAAGUUGUUCGAGCUGAAACCACGGUAACAGUUGAAGAAACACCAAGUGAACAGGUCACCACAGAAAUCAGCCUAGAUGUUCAGAAACCUGAAGAGAUGGCUGAGUUUGAGAUAUCAAUUGACACAGAAGAAAUUUCUCUGGAUAAGAAACCAACAGAAGAUGAGGAAGUUUCAUUCAGUCUUCAAUUGGAAGAUUCCACUCCAAAACCUACACAAGAAAUGUCUUCAGUUGAAAUUGGAAUGAUGCCUCUGGACGAAUCCGUUGAAAUCGCAGACAUUCCUCAUGAAAUGCCGCUUACUUCUGUAACUGAAAUUAGCGAUAAGCAAGUAAUCAGUGAUCAGACUCCACACCUAACAGAGGAAACCAUUGAAGAAGAAAAGAAACCAUCAGAAGUUGCUGUUACUGAGAUGGAAGUUGAGAUGGAUGUCACACCUAAGGUUGAAGAGGUUUCAAAGAAGACUGUUGAAAUUGACAUGAAACCCAAAGUUGAAACUGAGGUUUCUUUUGAAGUUGAGAAACCAUCAGAAGUCACUGUGACUGACAUUGAAGUUGAGAUGGAUGUUACACCUAAGGUUGAAGAGGUUUCAAAGGAGACUGUUGAAAUUGACAUUAAACCCAAAGUUGAAACUGAGGUUUCAAUUGAAGCAGAGAAACCAUCAGAGGUCACUGUUACUGAUAUUGAAGUUGAGAUGGAUAUUACACCAAAGAUUGAAGAUGUUUCAAAGGAGACUGUUGAAAUUGAAAUGAAACCCAAAGUUGAGACUGAGGUUUCUUUUGAAGUUGAAAAGCCAUCAGAAGUCACUGUGACUGACAUUGAAGCUGAAAUGGAUGUUACACCUAAGGUUGAAGAAGUUACAAAAGAAACUGUUGAAAUUGAAAUAAAACCCAAAGUUGAAACUGAGGUCUCAAUUGAAGCUGAGAAACCAUCAGAAGUAACCAUUACUGAGAUUGAAGCUGAAAUGGAUGUUACACCAAAGGUUGAAGAGGUUUCAAAGGAGACAGUUGAAAUUGAAAUGAAACCCAAAGUUGAAACUGAGGUCUCAAUUGAAGCUGAGAAACCAUCAGAAGUAACCAUUACUGAGAUUGAAGCUGAAAUGGAUGUUACACCUAAGGUUGAAGAAGUUACAAAAGAGACUGUUGAAAUUGAAAUGAAACCCAAAGUUGAAACUGAGGUUUCAAUUGAAGCAGAGAAACCAUCAGAGGUUACUGUUACUGAUAUUGAAGCUGAAAUGGAUGUUACACCUAAGGUUGAAGAAGUUACAAAAGAAACUGUUGAAAUUGAAAUGAAACCCAAAGUUGAAACUGAGGUCUCAAUUGAAGCUGAGAAACCAUCAGAAGUAACCAUUACUGAGAUUGAAGCUGAAAUGGAUGUUACACCUAAGGUUGAAGAAGUUACAAAAGAGAUUGUUGAAAUUGAAAUGAAACCCAAAGUUGAAACUGAGGUUUCAAUUGAAGCAGAGAAACCAUCAGAGAUAACUGUUACUGAUAUUGAAGUUGAGAUGGAUGUUACACCAAAGAUUGAAGAUGUUUCAAAGGAGACUGUUGAAAUUGAAAUGAAACCCAAAGUUGAGACUGAGGUUUCUUUUGAAGUUGAGAAACCAUCAGAAUUCACUGUGACUGAGAUUGAAGCUGAAAUGGAUGUUACACCUAAGGUUGAAGAAGUUACAAAAGAAACUGUUGAAAUUGAAAUGAAACCCAAAGUUGAAACUGAGGUCUCAAUUGAAGCUGAGAAACCAUCAGAAGUCACCAUUACUGAGAUUGAAGUUGAGAUGGAUGUUACACCUAAGGUUGAAGAAGUUACUAAAGAGACUGUUGAAAUUGAAAUGAAACCCAAAGUUGAAACUGAGGUUUCAAUUGAAGCAGAGAAACCAUCAGAGGUCACUGUUACUGAUAUUGAAGUUGAGAUGGAUGUUACACCAAAGAUUGAAGAGGUUUCAAAGGAGACAGUUCAAAUUGAAAUGAAACCCAAAGUAGAGACUGAGGUUUCUUUUGAAGUUGAGAAACCAUCAGAAGUCACUGUGACUGACAUCGAAGCUGAAAUGGAUGUUACACCUAAGGUUGAAGAAGUUACAAAAGAAACUGUUGAAAUUGAAAUGAAACCCAAAGUUGAAACUGAGGUCUCAAUUGAAGCUGAGAAACCAUCAGAAGUAACCAUUACUGAGAUUGAAGCUGAAAUGGAUGUUACACCUAAGGUUGAAGAAGUUACUAAAGAGACUGUUGAAAUUGAAAUGAAACCCAAAGUUGAAACUGAGGUUUCAAUUGAAGCAGAGAAACCAUCAGAGGUCACUGUUACUGAUAUUGAAGUUGAGAUGGAUGUUACACCAAAGAUUGAAGAGGUUUCAAAGGAGACAGUUGAAAUUGAAAUGAAACCCAAAGUAGAGACUGAGGUUUCUUUUGAAGUUGAGAAACCAUCAGAAGUCACUGUGACUGACAUCGAAGCUGAAAUGGAUGUUACACCUAAGGUUGAAGAAGUUACAAAAGAAACUGUUGAAAUUGAAAUGAAACCCAAAGUUGAAACUGAGGUCUCAAUUGAAGCUGAGAAACCAUCAGAAGUAACCAUUACUGAGAUUGAAGCUGAAAUGGAUGUUACACCUAAGGUUGAAGAAGUUACUAAAGAGACUGUUGAAAUUGAAAUGAAACCCAAAGUUGAAACUGAGGUUUCAAUUGAAGCAGAGAAACCAUCAGAGGUCACUGUUACUGAUAUUGAAGUUGAGAUGGAUGUUACACCAAAGAUUGAAGAGGUUUCAAAGGAGACAGUUCAAAUUGAAAUGAAACCCAAAGUAGAGACUGAGGUUUCUUUUGAAGUUGAGAAACCAUCAGAAGUCACUGUGACUGACAUCGAAGCUGAAAUGGAUGUUACACCUAAGGUUGAAGAAGUUAUAAAAGAAACUGUUGAAAUUGAAAUGAAACCCAAAGUUGAAACUGAGGUCUCAAUUGAAGCUGAGAAACCAUCAGAAGUCACCAUUACUGAGAUUGAAGCUGAAAUGGAUGUUACACCUAAGGUUGAAGAAGUUACAAAAGAGACUGUUGAAAUUGAAAGGAAACCCAAAGUUGAAACUGAGGUUUCAAUUGAAGCAGAGAAAACAUCAGAGGUCAUUGUUACUGAUAUUGAAGUUGAGAUGGAUGUAACACCAAAGAUUGAAGAGGUGUCAAAGGAGACUGUUGAAAUUGAAAUGAAACCCAAAGUUGAGACUGAGGUUUCUUUUGAAGUUGAGAAACCAUCAGAAGUCACUGUGACUGACAUUGAAGCUGAAAUGGAUGUUACACCUAAGGUUGAAGAAGUUACAAAAGAAACUGUUGAAAUUGAAAUGAAACCCAAAGUUGAAACUGAGGUCUCAAUUGAAGCUGAGAAACCAUCAGAAGUCACCAUUACUGAGAUUGAAGUUGAGAAAGAUGUUACACCUAAGGUUGAAGAGAUUUCAAAGGAGACUGUUGAAAUUGACAUGAAACCCAAAGUUGAGACUGAGGUUUCUUUUGAAGUUGAGAAACCAUCAGAAGUCACCGUGACUGACAUUGAAGCUGAAAUGGAUGUUACACCUAAGGUUGAAGAAGUAACAAAAGAAACUGUUGUAAUUGAAAUGAAACCCAAAGUUGAAACUGAGGUCUCAAUUGAAGCUGAGAAACCAUCAGAAGUCACCAUUACUGAGAUUGAAGUUGAGAUGGAUGUAACACCUAAGGUUGAAGAAGUUACUAAAGAGACUGUUGAAAUUGAAAUGAAACCCAAAGUUGAAACUGAGGUUUCAAUUGAAGCAGAGAAACCAUCAGAGGUCACUGUUACUGAUAUUGAAGUUGAGAUGGAUGUUACACCAAAGAUUGAAGAGGUUUCAAAGGAGACAGUUGAAAUUGAAAUGAAACCCAAAGUAGAGACUGAGGUUUCUUUUGAAGUUGAGAAACCAUCAGAAGUCACUGUGACUGACAUCGAAGCUGAAAUGGAUGUUACACCUAAGGUUGAAGAAGUUACAAAAGAAACUGUUGAAAUUGAAAUGAAACCCAAAGUUGAAACUGAGGUCUCAAUUGAAUCUGAGAAACCAUCAGAAGUCACUGUUACUGAAAUUGAAGUUGAGAAAGAUGUUACACCUAAGGUUGAAGAGAUUUCAAAGGAGACUGUUGAAAUUGACAUGAAACCCAAAGUUGAGACUGAGGUUUCUUUUGAAGUUGAGAAACCAUCAGAAGUCACCGUGACUGACAUUGAAGCUGAAAUGGAUGUUACACCUAAGGUUGAAGAAGUAACAAAAGAAACUGUUGUAAUUGAAAUGAAACCCAAACUUGAAACUGAGGUCUCAAUUGAAGCUGAGAAACCAUCAGAAGUCACCAUUACUGAGAUUGAAGUUGAGAUGGAUGUAACACCUAAGGUUGAAGAAGUUACUAAAGAGACUGUUGAAAUUGAAAUGAAACCCAAAGUUGAAACUGAGGUUUCAAUUGAAGCUGAGAAACCAUCAGAGGUCACUGUUACUGAUAUUGAAGUUGAGAUGGAUGUUACACCAAAGAUUGAAGAGGUUUCAAAGGAGACUGUUGAAAUUGAAAUGAAACCCAAAGUAGAGACUGAGGUUUCUUUUGAAGUUGAGAAACCAUCAGAAGUCACUGUGACUGACAUCGAAGCUGAAAUGGAUGUUACACCUAAGGUUGAAGAAGUUACAAAAGAAACUGUUGAAAUUGAAAUGAAAUCCAAAGUUGAAACUGAGGUCUCAAUUGAAGCUGAGAAACCAUCUGAAGCCACUGUUACUGAAAUUGAAGUUGAGAAAGAUGUUACACCUAAGGUUGAAGAGAUUUCAAAGGAGACUGUUGAAAUCGACAUGAAACCCAAAGUUGAGACUGAGGUUUCUUUUGAAAUUGAGAAACCAUCAGAAGUCACUUUGACUGACAUUGAAGCUGAAAUGGAUGUUACACCUAAGGUUGAAGAAGUAACAAAAGAGACUGUUGAAAUUAAAAUGAAACCCAAAGUUGAAACUGAGGUCUCAAUUGAAGCUGAGAAACCAUCAGAAGUCACCAUUACUGAGAUUGAAGCUGAUAUGGAUGUUACACCAAAGGUUGAAGAAGUUACAAAAGAGACUGUUGAAAUUGAAAGGAAACCCAAAGUUGAAACUGAGGUUUCAAUUGAAGCAGAGAAACCAUCAGAGGUCACUGUUACUGAUAUUGAAGUUGAGAUGGAUGUUACACCAAAGAUUGAAGAGGUGUCAAAGGAGACUGUUGAAAUUGAAAUGAAACCCAAAGUUGAGACUGAGGUUUCUUUUGAAGUUGAGAAACCAUCAGAAGUCACUGUGACUGACAUUGAAGCUGAAAUGGAUGUUACACCUAAGGUUGAAGAAGUUACAAAAGAAACUGUUGAAAUUGAAAUGAAACCCAAAGUUGAAACUGAGGUCUCAAUUGAAUCUGAGAAACCAUCAGAGGUCAUUGUUACUGAUAUCGAAGUUGAGAUGGAUGUUACACCAAAGAUUGAAGAGGUGUCAAAGGAGACUGUUGAAAUUGAAAUGAAACCCAAAGUUGAGACUGAGGUUUCUUUUGAAGCAGAGAAACCAUCAGAAGUCACCGUGACUGACAUUGAAGCUGAAAUGGAUGUUACACCUAAGGUUGAAGAAGUUACAAAAGAAACUGUUGAAAUUGAAAUGAAACCCAAAGUUGAAACUGAGGUCUCAAUUGAAGCUGGGAAACCAUCAGAAGUCACCAUUACUGAGUUUGAAGCUGAAAUGGAUGUUACACCUAAGGUUGAAGAAGUUGCAAAAGAGACUGUUGAAAUUGAAAUGAAACCCAAAGUUGAAACUGAGGUUUCAAUUGAAGCAGAGAAACCAUUUGAGGUCACUGUUACUGAUAUUGAAGUUGAGAUGGAUGUAACACCAAAGAUUGAAGAGGUGUCAAAGGAGACUGUUGAAAUUGAAAUGAAACCCAAAGUUGAGACUGAGGUUUCUUUUGAAGCUGAGAAACCAUCAGAAGUCACCGUGACUGACAUUGAAGCUGAAAUGGAUGUUACACCUAAGGUUGAAGAAGUUACAAAAGAAACUGUUGAAAUUGAAAUGAAACCCAAAGUUAAAACUGAGGUUUCAAUUGAAGCUGAGAAGCCAUCAGAAGUCACCAUUACUGAGAUUGAAGUUGAGAUGGAUGUUACACCUAAGGUUGAAGAGGUUACAAAAGAGACUGUUGAAAUUGAAACAAAACCCAAAGUUGAAUCUGAAGUUCUAAAAAAAGCUGAGAUGCCAUCAGAAGUCACUGUUACUGAAAUUGAAAUUGAGAAGGAUGCUACUCCUCAAGUUGAAGAAGUGUCAAUGGAGAUAGUUAAAAUUGAAAGUAAACCAGAAGAUGUAUCCCCCAUUGUUGAAGAAUCUUUGAUACUAUCAGCUGAUAUCCCUGUGAAAGAUAAGGAAGAAUCUGGUGUGGAUGUCAUGAUCACUGAUCUUUCCAUAUCAAAACCAAGCUAUUCUGUGUCAGAAAUUUCUGAAGAAGUUGGUUUUGAUGAAACUGAAAUUGAUAUUGGCAAAAUUGGUGAGGUUCGAAAAACCAAACUUGGUGUUGAAAUUGUUUAUGAGAGUGGCUCUGAAGAGGAAAUGUCUGCUGAUUUCUCUAUCCCUGAUUCAGGUUCAGAGGUACAGGAGGAAGUCACCAUCGACACUGAGUUACUCUCUGAGAAGGAGAAACAAGUUGAAGAAGAGAAGGAGGCACUGUCUGAUGAAGAAACCAAGGUGCCACUUCAAACUGUUGAAGAGACAGUGAUCAGAACUGCCCCAGAGUUCACCACCGAACUGACCGACAUAAAAACUACCGAUGGUGGGAAGGCUACUUUCGAGGUCGUUGUCACUGGCAGCCCGAAGCCCGAGGUCACAUGGCUUAAGGAUGAUGUUCUCAUCCAAGAGUCUGAAGAAUUUACGAUCUCGCAGGAGGGUGACGUGAUAACGCUGAUGAUUCCUGAUGUUUAUCCGGAAGAUGCUGGUAGAUACACAGUGGUAGCUAAGAACGAGCUUGGCUCUGUUAUGACCACUGCUGUCCUCUAUGUGGAAGCCCCUGAAGAGGAAUUGAUUCCACCAGCAUUCGCCCAGAAGCCCAAGUUCCAGAACGUAGAUGAAGGAUCCACUGUGACCUUCUCUGCCAAGGUUAUCGCCAUACCCAAAGCUGAUAUAUUCUGGAGCCACAAUGGUGUCCAACUGGAGGAGGAUGACCUUCACACCAUAGAGAUCAUUGAGGAGGAAUCAACCUGCACAACGACCUUGACUUUACAAGAGGUCACGCCACAGGAAGCCGGCACGUACAAGUGUGUCGCUAUCAAUGAAGCUGGCGAGGAAACUGUGUCAGCCUCUCUCAUUGUUAAAGAGGCUCCAGUGCAGAAGGACCUCAGAAGCCAACUGAAAAAAGAAGUGAAAACUAAGGUUGGAUUUAGGAAGCAGGUUGAGCACAAGGAUUUCAGAGAUCAACUCCAAACUCAUGUGCAAACUAAAGAAGGGGUUAGGUCAGAGGCCGAACAAGUUGACUUCCGAACAAACUUGACCACCAAAGUUGAUACAAAAGUGGAUCAAAGGUUCGGCGCGGAGCAGAUAGAUUUCAGACAAGAAGCACUGAAGACAAAGGUGGAUACCAAAGUUGGUCAGAAAUUCAAAGCUGAACAGGUCGAUUAUCGUCAAGAAGCCUUGAAAACCAAAGUUGACACAAAAGUUGGACAGAAAUUUGACACAGAGCAAGUUGAUUAUCGUGACAUUGCCUUGAAGACGAAAGUCCAGACAAAAGCUGGGGAGCAGUUCGAAGCCAUACAAGUUGAUUAUCGAGACGCUCUGACGAAUAAGGCCACAACGAGGGACGUUGAACAGUAUGAGGCAGAACAAAAGGAUUACAGAGAUGCGCUCCAGAGAAAAGUGGAAACUAAGAAGGAUGAGAAGUUUGAAAUGGAGCAAGUCGAUUAUAGAGAAGCUUUGAAAUCUAAGGUAGACACAAAGAUUGGCCAGACGUUUGAAAUGGAGCAAGUUGACUACACAGGAGUACUGAAAUCUGAGCCCACUUUUGCUGAUGAAGUUGCCACUGUAGAGGAGGCUGAGGAAAGCCCAGAAGUAGUAUCUGAGGUGGAAGCCACAGCAACAGUUACAGAGGAGGAGAAACCAGUCAGCCCAGAGUUUGUGCUCGUCCUGGAGGACAUGAAGGUGAAGGAGGGUAAACCAGUCCAGUUUGUCGCCAAGGCAACAGGAGAACCCAUCCCCACCAUCACCUGGUACCAUGAUGACGAACCCAUCCUUGAUGGAGAAGUCUACAAAAUCAGAUACCCGUCAGAAGGGGAGAGCACUCUUGUGUUGGCUGAAGCCUUCCCCGAAGAUACUGGAGUCUACACUGCCAAGGCAACCAAUGAGAUUGGAGAAGUUGAAUGUAGCUCCACCCUUGAAGUUGCUGAACUUAUUGAAGAAGCUGAGCAACUGGACUUCAGAAUGGCUUUGAAAAAGCCUGUAGAGACCAAAGUUGGAACUCAGUUUGAUAUGGAACAACUUGACUUUAGAUCCUUACUUAAACCAUCGUCCGAAAAAUCUAAGAAAUUUGAAGAAGAUGUCACAGAAACCAUCACCAUAGAGACAGAACAACCUGAGACACAGGAAGUGGAGGUAACCAUGGUAGCCCCAGAAUUUGUGCUCACCAUCUCUGAUGUGGCUGUCAAGGAGGGCGAGGGUGCAACCUUGACAUGCAAGGUCAAAGGUCAGCCAGUCCCAGAGGUCACAUGGUACCAUGCAGACCAGCCAAUCAAAUCAGAUGACGUGUACAAGGUCAUCCCUGGAGAAGAAGGGGAGAUCACUCUAGAGAUCCCGGAGAUUUUCCCAGAGGAUGGUGGUCUGUACACAGUCAAGGCCACAAACCAGGCCGGCUCUGUGGAGGCGUCUGCUGUGCUCACUGUCACAGAACUUGUAGAAGCAGAGGAAGAGACAGUUCCUGAGCUGAAGGCUGAGGUCAUCAUCCAGGAGACAGAUGUGACCUUGGAAACCCCACAGACUGACCUUGAGACUGUCCAGGUUGACCUUCAACUGCCUGUAGAGGAGAAGUUCACCUUGCCAACAGGGGAGAGCACUGAAGCUGAAUUCCAGUCUCGGCAUGCUUUGGAGCUUGAUACUCAGGAUAGUGAUCGUAUAUUCACUUGGAAAAUGAAAAACAUAGAGUCUGAGAAUGAAUCAGGCCCUGCUAUAUUUAAGGAGGAAAUCAUUGUUGAGGAUCAUCCUGUCCUCCUUACUGAAGAUUCACCUCCUCCCCUACCUACCUCCAUGCCAGGAGAGCUCCAAAAGCAAGGAUCCACAAGCAGUGAAGAGUACAUCCCUGAGAUUACUGGUGUAGAAUAUGAUCAGUACUUAUUACAGAAGAGAAAUUCACCUGACAUUGGUGAGGUUAAAUUCGAAGCAGAAAUUGAUGACUCUGAGAUUCAAGGAGGUAUUCAGACAGCUCCAGCUAGAUUUACCCUUGAUUAUGAUGUUGAUGUGCAUGACCAAAGCAAUAAGACUGAAGGACAUGAGCCAGAGUCUGACAUUCAUGAAGAAUAUAAUUACGGGAUUCCAAAAGAUAAUAUUCCAGACAAACAUUUUGGUAUUGAUUUAUUGUCAGUAAGAACUGAAGAUGAAGUUUCAGAACUUCCUGAAUCUGAAAUAGCUUCAAUGAUAUCAGACAGAAAAGCUGAGUUGGAGCGAAGAGACUCUGAUGUAUCACUGUCAGAUAGGGAAUAUUCUGACAAAGAUGAUGACAAUGUUGUCAUAUCUGACACUGACUCCGAGUCACCACUUUCUGCUAAAGUUAAACCAAAAAAAGAACCUAGCUUGAAGUCAGACAGCUCAAGCAAUGAUGAAGACAAGAAAGUUGAAAGUAGUGAAUCAAGUGAGGAAGAGGAUAAGGAAAAGGUUGAAGACAAUGUCAAAGUAAGUGAAGGUCUAGACGAAUCUUUUGAUGAAUCAGAGUCAUUAGGUGUUCCUUCUAGAGUUUAUGGAGAUCAGUACUUUCAAGAGAUCAGUAAGCUUAGAGAACAGCACCAAUUUGGACCUGAAAUUCCACAGAAACCAAGCAAGUCAACCAAGGAGACUUAUAACCCAGAGAAUGCCAAGACUGUAAUACCUGAGAGAAAUAUUAUCGUCUCCCCUGAUGAGAAAUCUGAAAGUAGCACAAGUGAUAGUGAAACAGACUCUGAUGAUGCGAAAGAUAAGAAGAGAUACAUUCUUGACAAUGAAGAUGAAGAUAAGUUAAAGGACAGUAAAGAAAUGUUUGAGAAAGAUGAUGAAGAUAAAUCUCCAAGAGAUAAAUAUCAAUUUGGACAAGGACUUCCUGUUCCUAGGCUUAAACUUAAGAGAGAAUCCUCUGAUUCUGAGUCUGAUGCCCCUAAUGAAACAGAUGAAUCUAACUUAGAUGUUACAACUGAUCUCGAAACAACUGUUGAUUUGGAAACAACUUUGGACAAAGUUGAAGCAAAGCCAGAAGAAUCUGGAAGCUCUGAUCAGGACACUGUAGGUAAAACAACUGAUGAAGACUCGUCUACUAUCAAGGAAGAGUUCAUUACAUUGGUGGAUAGUCUUGAAAUGAGACCACAACAAAUCAUAGAAGUCAAGGAGUAUAUCUCAUCAGAUGAUGAUGUUCCUCAUGUUGCUGAGCAUGUUGAAAUCAGGAGUGAGUCACCAGUAAUAGAGACAGGGUUUGUAAAUGAAAGUGAGCUCUCUAGAAUAGCAGAGGAACCAGAACAGUCUGAAUCAGAUGAGUCAGAUUCUUCAUCCACUAGCGCCGAGAGUGUCAGACAUGUAGAAAUACCUCUGAGGGAUGAAAUACUUCAGCCGGUGCCUGAGGAAUCGGAAUCAGCUGAUGUUUCCAUGGAGAUGCCAAGAGAAGGGGAGAUCAGCGACACUUCGUUUGAUGUAGAUGAGAGCUUCAAUAUCGAAAGUCCACUAGCAAAGUCUACCCUGACAAGUCUACAGCAUUCAACCCCAAGCAAGGUGACCUUUGAUGAGGAGCCAAUCAAAACUGUGGAGGAAAUCAGUGUGGAGGUGGAGAUUCCCCGCUUCAUUGAAGAGCUCACAGAUCAAGAGGUUACAGAGGGAGACACUGUCACUCUGUUUGUCAAGGUCGACGGAAAACCAUUCCCUGAACUGACAUGGUACCGAGAUGGUGUAGAGAUCCAACCAGAUGACCGCCACACCAUUGAUAUUCGCGGCAACUUUGCUGCCCUCAUUAUGAACGACAUUCAGCCCGAGGACGAUGCGGAGUAUUCCAUCACCGCUAGCAACAAGGCUGGCAAGGCAACCUCCAAGUGUGAACUCUUUGUUAACCCACUUGGGGACGCACCAUCAUUCAUCUCAAGCAUCUCCGACUUGGAAGUGGAGCUUGAAUCCCCUAUUGUCCUGCAAUGCCAGGUCCGGGGAACGCCCAAGAAGAUCACUUGGUUGAAGGAUGGAGAAGAGGUAGAUGGAGAUCGAUACAAAACAAACUACGAGGAAGAGGUAGUCACCCUCACAAUCGAGCAGUCCAUUCCUGAAGACGAGGGCGAAUACACAAUCAAGGCAAUCAAUGACAAAGGUGUCGCCACCAGCAGUGCCGAGGUUCUCGUGCAUAUCGAGGCCCCGGUGUUUACCACUCAGCUCGAAGACGUUGUCAUUGAGCUCGCCGAUACUGCGGUAUUCCGGUGUAAAGUUACUGGAAUUCCCAAACCAAAGUUGCAGUGGUACAUCGAGGAUACCCCUGUGGUUGAGGGGCCUAAAUAUAGCACGGCCUUUGAAGACAAUGUCGCAACCUUGGAAAUCAAGGAAGUGUCUAUGGACGAAUCCCCAAUGUUCGUAACUUGUAAGGCUGAAAACGUGGCUGGUGAAGCUCGAAGCUCCGCUGAGCUCACUGUGGAAGCUCCAAAAAUAGAAAGCCCAAUUGCCAAAGACACUGAAGAGGUCCAAAAGGAUGACACAACUGCCGUUAUCAAGCCUGAGGGCAGCAAACCAGAAUUCAAACUCAAAAUUAAGACACAAACACUUGAUGAAGGAGACCAGGUGGACUUCAACUGUGAGGUCAUCGGUGAACCCAAACCUGAGAUCAAGUGGCUAUAUAAUGGUGAGGAACUCAAACAGGAGGGACGGUAUCUCAUCUUCGAACAAGAGUGCCUACACCACCUGGAAAUCACUGACAUUUUACCAGAGGAUGCUGGGAAAUACCUUGUUGAGGCUGAGAACAAGUUUGGUAAAGCCAGUUGCACAGCUGAGCUGAAGGUCAUUGAAAAACCCAUUGAAGAAGUGCAGAAAUUGGAAGCUCCGAAGUUUACCAUUGAGAUUCAAACUGUUGAAACUACCAUCGGAGAUAAGGCUUCAUUCUUCUGCAAAGCCAAGGGAAAUCCUCAGCCUGAGAUUCUCUGGUACAAAGAAGACAAAGAGAUCACCAAGGACGACAACAGAUUCACUAUUGAAUAUGGAGAGGAAGGGGAUUCCUCAUUACUAAUUAUAGAUGUUCUGCCAGAGCAUGAUGGGAAGUACAUGGCUGAAGCCAAGAACGAGGCUGGGAAAGCCAUCACCAAGGCUGAGCUCUUUGUACAUGACAAAGAAGAAGUGUACAAACCUGAGAUCAUCAAAUCUCCGACACAGGUGCUUGCUAGGGAACAUGACCGCGCCCAGUUCUUGGUCAAGGUCAUUGGCAUGCCCAGCCCCACUGUGACAUGGAAAAAGGAUGACAAGCCUCUGGAUGACACAGAGCUAUAUCAUGUUGAGAGUUACGAGGACACAUACUGCUUUGAGAUCAAGGACACAACUGUGCAUGAUGCGGGUGUUUACUUGUGUGUCGCCACCAAUGAAGUUGGUGAAGACUCUCGGGAAAUCCCUCUGGAAGUCAAAGGAGAGUUUGAAGUAAAAAUAGAGCCAGAAGAGGCAUCCCGCGAUGAGAGAGUUACGGAAUCCCCGUUAGUCCUCCGAUCCCAGGAACUGUCACAACCACCAGAAUUCACAGAAACACUCCAGCCCCUGACUGCCAUGGAAGAGAAGCCAAUGACCUUGACCUGCAAGGUUGAGGGCCUACCUCGCCCAGAGGUUACAUGGCUCAGAGAUGGCAAGGAAAUCACAGUAACCCCCAAUGUGAAGCAAUCCUACGUCGAGGACACAGCGACCUUGACCUUCACCAAGAUGUCAAUGGAUAUGGAUGGGGAGUACAAGUGUGUCGCUGAAAACUCAGCCGGAACCACAGAAACUGUCGCCAAGGUUACUGUUGAAGGCAAAAUGGAGGCCCCAGAGUUGACACGUAAACUCACCGACCGAGAAUGUCGUGAAGGUCGCCCUGUCAAGUUUGAGUGUGCCGUUAAGGGCAUUCCAAAGCCAGAGGUCAAAUGGUUCAUAAAUGACCAGCCAAUCGAGACAGGCCUUAAAUUCCACACAGACCAGCGUAAGGGAGUGGUAGGGGACAUAACCCACAGCCUGAGUAUCGACUCUACGGAGGUCGAUUAUGCCGGCAAGGUCAAGGCCGUUGCUACCAACAAGGCUGGAGAUGUCGAAACCAUAGCAACCCUCACUGUAGAAGAGAAGAAAGAGAUGCCAAAGUUUGUCCGCAAACUGGAGAACAUUGACACAAUUGAGAAGCAAACUGUCUCAUUUGAGUGCGAGGUCAGCGGCAAACCCAAACCUCAUGUCACAUGGACUCGAGGUAACGUGGAGCUGACUAAUGACAUGGAUGACAUGGAGAUCUCUUCUACUGACCGCGUCCACUCUCUCACUAUGGCCAAUGUGAAGCCGACCGAUGCUGCCCUCUACAGUGUCAAGGCCCACAACCCCGCUGGUCAGACAUCAUGCAGUGCAAGGCUUAAAGUCGCACCUGCAAGGAGGCCAAGCUUUAUGCGAAGGAUGUCGGACAUCUUGGCGCCUGAGAGCGGUGUGGCCAAGUUUGAUUGCAAAGUGGAGGGAUUCCCGGCCCCAGAAGUCAAAUGGUUCCUGAAUGAAAAAGAACUUGAACCUAGCGAAUCAAUAAUCAUGGAGCGCAACAAGGACGGGACAUGCACCCUGACAAUCAAGGAUGCGACCCCUGACAUGCAGGGAGAGAUCAAGGCCAUUGCUGCCAAUGCUGGUGGAGAGGAACUGUGUGCCGCCAACCUAGAGGUCAGAGGUCUAGCUCCCACCUUUGAGGAAACACCUAUCAAAUGUACCAUCCUUGAAGGUGACAAGGCCAUAUUCCAGUGCAAGGUCAUAGGUGAACCAGCCCCAACCCUGGAGUGGUCCAAGGGCAAAUGGUCGAAACUCAAACCAUCAGACAAAUACAGCAUCUUCAAGGAUGAAGAAACCGGACUCGACAUUCUCGAAAUUAAUGACAUCAAGAAGAAAGAUGCAGGCACAUACCAGGUGUGCGCGACAAAUGAGCACGGGAAAGUGGAAGUUCCCGCUACGCUGAUCGUUACCUCCAACCCUGAGGAAGCAGCAGACUGGAAAGCUGCCCUCAAACACAGGGACUAUGACAGAGAGGAUGGUGAGCUGGAUGCGGACUGGUUACCCAAUCUGCGCCAUGUGGAGCAGGAAGAAGGUGAACCAGUCAAACCAGAGGAGAAGGCACUAUUUGCAGAGAAAGAUGAACCAGCUGCCUUCCUGAUUAUGCAGAAACGCCGACUCUCAGAGAUUGGAGGUAAGAGAGAACCAGUCACCGAUGAACCUAUAGAACGGGAAACAGUCGAUGUAGAAAUGUUGGUUCCAUCAAAAUCGGAGAAAUUGGAGGCACCGUCAGAGGAGAUUGAGAAACCCGCAUAUCAAAGAGAGGCUAAGGAACUUGCAACUGAUCAACUUGAUUCUGCCGAACUCGCCAUUCCUAAAGUCAAGUGGGAAUGGACCAUACCUCUCAAGGAUGUCAAGGUCACAGAAACAGAAUCUGCUGAAUUCACGUGCGAGUUUUCAAUCCCCGACGUCAACGUUGUCUGGUCUGUGAAAGGUGAACCAGUUGAGGCAAGCCCGAAAUACAGCAUCACAUCAGAAGGCAAGAGACACAGUCUUACAAUUGCCAAGUGUCGACCGAAGGAUGAAGGAGAGGUGAAUUGUGUCUAUGCGGACUACACGACCUCAGCAACUCUUAACGUGGAAGCUCUCCACAAGGAGUUCACCAUGGACCUUGAUGACACUGUUGCCAUGGAAAAUACAGAAGCGACCUUCACCUGCAAGGUCAACGAUGACGAAGAUGCAGACGUCACCUGGACUCUUGACAACAAGCCUCUGCCUGAAACAGACAAAUACAAGACAUCACAUGAUGGUGACACACACACCUUGACGAUAUCAGACCUGUCGUCUGGUGAUAACUGUGAGGUCACGGCAACCUUUGGAGACUCCUCUACAUCUGCAACACUGGUUGUUGAAGAAAUAUCAGCGAGCUUCAUUGUGCCAUUGUCAGAUGUCUCCGUUCUUGAGAAAUCCACCGCCGAGUUCUACUGUGAACUGUCGAUGCCUGUUGACAAGGUACGCUGGUUCAUGGAUGAUGUUGAACUUCGACCCAACAAGAAGAUCGCGUUUGUCGAUGACGGAAAGGUUCAUAAACUUAUAAUCAAGGACAUUGAUGUUACCGAUGAAGGACAAAUCUCAGUGCUAGUCGGAGAUAAGAAAUCUACCGCAUCACUGUUUGUACAAGAGUUAACCCCCGAUUUCGUGAAACCCCUAACGGAUCUUACUGUUCAAGAGCGUGGAACAGCUGAAUUUGUUACUGAAGUGAAUAAAGAAGGUAUAACUGUGAAGUGGUUUGUUGAUAACAAGGAGGUGGAAGAAGACGAUAAAUACGAGAUCUACUCUGAGGGUCGAACACAUCGCCUUGUGGUGAAGGAUGUUGUUUUACCCGAUGCGGGAGAGGUAAUGGCCCGAGUGGAGGGAAAAACACAGAAAGCUACCCUCACAGUAGAAGAAGUUCCCGUGGAGAUUGUUGCCGAGCUGACAGAGCAACAUGUCGAGGAGCACAAGGCCUCGUAUUUCACGUGCGAGGUGAACAAACCAGAUGUCACAGUAACCUGGCUGAAAAAUAACAAGCCUCUCUCACACAGUGACAAACACCAGAUGAUCGAGGAUGGAACUACGCACACACUCAUUAUCAUGGACACAGACAAGGCAGACGUGGCGGAAUACUCUGUUGUUGUUGGCGACCGGAGAAGCUCGGCCCAGUUACAUCUAGAUGAGCCUCCAAGUCAGUUCAUAAUUCCGCUCAAUGAAGCCUCGUGCCAGGAAGGUGAAGAGGUCACGUUUACGUGCGAGAUAUCCGAAGACAAGAUCCCCGCUCGUUGGUUCAAGGACGGUGAUAAACUAGAGCCAUCAGAGAAAUAUGUGAUGAAACAAGAUGGCCGCAGACACAGCCUCACUGUGAAGAACACUACAUUGGACGAUAGGGCAGAGUAUACAGUGAAACUGAAGGAUGGCAAGGAAAGCACUGCCCCACUGUUUGUUGAAGAGUCUCCGCUUGAGUUUACCAUGCCACUACAAGAACAAAUGGAAUGUGUCCAAGGUGACGCCGUAACUUUGACCUGUGAGGUCAACAAGCCCAACCGCCCAGCCAUGUGGCUUAGAGAUGGGGAGCAGGUGACCAUUGCCGACGGAUAUGAGAUCAUUGUCGACGGCAAUGUGCACAGCCUGGUCAUCAGACAAGCUUCUCUCGAACAUGAGGCAGAGUAUACGUGCAUGAUCGGCAAUGCUGACACAACUACCACGCUCUAUGUUGAAGAGCCAGCCACAGAAUUCACCCAUCGCCUCAGUGACAUAACAGGCAAAGAGGGUGAAGACAUUGAAAUGUACGUCAAACUCAGCAAAUCUGAUGUUCCCGUCAGCUGGAUGAAAAAUCGUAAGCCCCUCACACCAAGCGAUCGUAUCAAGAUCCUGUGCGAGCGAUAUCGACAGGUGCUCCAAAUUCUUGAUGCCAUUCCAGAGGACGAGGGCGAAUACACGAUCUGCCUGCCAGACAAGACAGAGUCUUCUGCUAUUCUGACAAUUAAAGAGAAAGCACCAGAGUUCACCAAGCCUCUGGGUGACCAGGAGGUGGAUGAGAAGGGCACGCUGACCUUGACAUGUGACCUUAACAAGCCUGACAUUCCUGUCAAGUGGUUGAGAGAUGGGAAGGAUUUGGAUGCUGAUGAGCGUGUGGCUGUCUCCAUGGAUACAUACACACACCAGCUGGUCGUCACGGACAUCAGUCUUACCGAUGCAGGAAAAUAUUCGUGUGUGUGUGGUGAUGUCAGCACGGAGUGCACCAUCAAAGUCAAAGAAUUACCAGCGGAAUUCAUCAAACCACUCAAAGAUACUAAAGCCAAUGACAAGGACAAGACCGCCAGUCUGACAUGUGAGCUCAACAAGCCAAAUAAACCAGUCAAAUGGCUGAAGGAUGGUAAACCAGUCCGGGCAAACAAGAACCUCAAGGUUGUCAUGGACGCGUAUACACACCAGCUUGUGUUCUCUGACAUCACACUGAAGGAUGCUGGGAAAUAUAAAUGCGUCUGUGGAGACGUCUCAACUUCGGCUACCUUCACUGUUGGAGAAGAGCUAAUUAAGUUCACAAAGCCCCUCAAGGACACAGAGGUCACAGAAAAGGAUGAGGUGACCUUGACCUGUGAGGUCAACAAACUUGGCAAGAAGCCGACCUGGUACCUUGACGAUGAGGUCAUCACUCCUGGUGACAGGGUCAAGGUCACAUCUAAAGGUCUGGUGCACAAACUCACCAUUGAGAAGUCCAAACUGCAUGAUGAAGGCAAAUACACCGUAGCAUUUGGAGAUGCCAAGUGUUCAGCCAACCUAACAGUUAAAGAGCUGCCAGUUGAGUUUGUUGCCCCACUGAAGGAUGUUGCCGUAGCCCAGAAGAAAUCUGCCAUCCUUGAGUGUGAAGUGAACAAGCCAGAUGCCACGGCAACCUGGUCUAAAAAUAGCGAGCCAAUCACAGUGUCAGAUGGCUAUGACAUCAGACAUGACAAGACUCACCAUUCCCUGCACCUGGACAGGGUUGCCCCUGACGAUGGGGCAGAAUACACAAUCACCAUUGACAACAACAAGUCCAGCACUGCUAAACUCACUGUGAAAGGUGAGCCCGUUGAGUUCACAGUGCCACUUGAAGACAAACAGACGACAGAAGGGGAGGACGUGACUCUUGAGUGCACAGUCAGUCAGCCAGAACUGACAGCCGAGUGGAGCAAAGACGGGUCACCAGUGGAGGUCAGCGAGAGGAUUAAACCGAAGUCAGUGGACACGACACACUCUCUGACCAUUGAGAAUGUCACUGCCGAGGAUUCGGCCGAUUAUGAGGUCACUGUGGGAGACGCCUCGUCUAAAAUCACACUCACUGUUGAUGAAGCUCCUCUUGAGUUUCUCCGUAAACUCUCUGACGUGGAGGUUGGAGAGCUCCCAGGCAAGGCAACACUCGAGUGUGAACUCAACAAGCCAGACGUUCUCGUCCAGUGGUACCGUGACAAUAAGGCCUUGUCUCCUAGCAACAAGUACAAGAUGGUGGACGAUGGCGCAGUACACAGGCUCGAGAUCUCCGACAUGGAUGGGGAAGAUGAGGGGCCAUAUUCUGUGGUCGCUAAGGGACAGAAGUCUGAGGCCAAUGUGUUUGUGGAAGUACCACCAGUUCUGUUCUUAGACAAAAAAUUCGACGAGACAGUCACCCUCAAACGUGGACAAUCUACCGCGUUUGAGAUCCCAUUCAAGGGAAGCCCACAACCCACAGUUUCAUGGACAUAUAAUGAUGGUGAACUACCCGAUAAGAAACGUAUGGAGGUCCAGACGAUUCAUAACAUGACCACAUGCAGGCUCGGGAAAGUUGUCCGCUCUGACGCCGGCCAGUAUACACUGACACUAGAAAACAAUGUUGGGAAAGCUACACUGAAUAUUACACUCAAUGUCCUAGACAAACCGUCAGCUCCAGAAAACCUCUCUGUCUCCGAUGUGAUGAGCGUCUCCUGUAUCUUCCACUGGGAAAAACCCAAGGACGACGGAGGAUGUGAAAUCAAGCACUACGUUGUUGAGAAGCGCGAGGCAAACCGACGAUCUUGGAACAAGGUUGACACAACAGUUACCUUGGAGAUGACAAUUCCAAAACUUGUGAAGAACACACAGUACCUGUUCAGAGUGGCUGCCGAGAAUGAAGUUGGGGUCGGGGAAUUUGCUGAACUGCCUGAACCUGUCACUGCCAAGGAGAGCUUUGUUGUGCCAGACGCCCCAGAGGCUCCCAAGGUCACAGAGAUCUUCAAGGAUAAAGCUACUGUUACCUGGCAACCACCAAGCAAAGAUGGCGGCUCCCCAAUCACUGGGUACCUUGUUGAGCGGAACUCAGACGUCAGCAGUCGCUGGAUCUCAAUCACCAAGAAGCCUGUCACAGAGACUACUCUGUGUGAUAAGGAGCUUGCAGAGGGAACCAAAUACCAGUACAGGGUCAUUGCCCAGAACAAAGCCGGGCCCAGCAAACCAAGCCAGCCCUCACAACCCGCCAAGGCUAAGGAUCCUUAUGACAAGCCAGCUAAGUCAGGCGUUCCAGAGAUCAUGGGCACAGACAAGUCUUCUGUCGCUCUCAAAUGGUCGCCCCCGACAACAGAUGGAGGGGCACCUGUUGGCUUCAUCGUGGAGUACCGUCGCCGUAAUUCCUCUACCUGGCAUCGUGCCAACAGUGAACCGGUUGAGGAGACAACGUUCAGUGUGACUGGUUUACAAGAGGGUGAAGAGUAUGAGUUCAGAAUUACGUCUGAGAAUAAGGCAGGAAAAGGUCCCGUCUCUGAGGUUUCAAAGGCCGUCAAGGUUGAAGUGCCUCUUGAUGGCGUACCACCAAUGAUCCUGGAGCCACUGAAUGACGUGACUGUCAUCUCACCUAACGACGCUAUCCUCGAAUGUGACAUUGAUGUCGGAGAGCCAGAAUCUGAAGUUAAAUGGUUCAAAGGAAGUAAGGAGGUUCGCAAGAGCUCCAAGUAUGAGAUGAGCUACGAAGACGAGGUUGCCUCCCUUGUUAUCCAUAAGACAGAGCUUGACGACGCCGGAAUGUACGCCGUGCAGGCAGCCAACCCAAUGGGCUCUGUGAAGUCGGAGGGCAACCUGGCUGUGCAUACUCACCCUAAACUGGACUACGACAACCGACUUAAGGGAAUACAGAACAUCAAGGCUGGUACCACACUGACGCUCCCGGUCAACACGAGUGGAAUACCGAACCCCAACAUCACAUGGCUAUUGGACGAGGAGCCAAUCGAGCGGUCCGCCCGCAUCACCGUGGAAACAGCAGAUGGAGUGACCACACUGACAGUGAAGAACGCGACCGUGGAUGAUACAGGGCUUUACACUGUGGAGGCAGAGAAUGUUGUCGGGAAGGCGGUGGCAGACUUUGAUGUCAACGUUAAAGACAAGCCAUCUCAGCCCAGCAACCUGGCUGUUCCCAAGGUGAUGAAGGAUUCCGUGGUGUUGUCAUGGCAACCACCAAGCAGCACAGGAGGAAGUGACAUCAGCGCUUACAUCAUCGAGAAACGUGACGCCAAGCGUAACACAUGGACCCAGGUGGACAAAGUGCCAGGAAACACACUCACAUGCGAUGUUCAGAAACUUCUGGAAGGAAACGAGUACUUCUUCCGCGUGUCAGCAGAAAAUGACAUCGGCCGUGGAGACAAUGCUGAACUAGAGGCUCCUAUCAAAGCCAAAUGUCCAUAUGAUGUACCAGACAGCCCAACACACCUACAAGCCACAGAGGUCACCAAGUCCUCAGUGACCUUGACCUGGGAGGUGCCCCAGAAAGAUGGCGGCUCUCCCAUUACGGGAUACGUUCUUGAACGCUGCCAGUUGCCUGGCAACCGGUGGGUGAAGGUCAGCAAGAAACCAGUGCCUGACACUAUGUACACUGUGCCGGACCUUGUAGAAAAUAUACAGUACCAGUUCCGUGUGGCUGCAGUUAAUGACAUUGGAACUGGAAAACCGUCUGAGCCUACCAGUCCCAUACUGGCUAAGCUGCCCUUUGACAAGCCAAGUGCCCCUGGAGUUCCCAACAUCACUGAGGUGACCAAUAACACAGCAACCCUGGAAUGGGCCCAGCCCAGCAAGGACGGUGGUAGCCCUGUUACCAAUUACACCAUCGAGUACAAGCCGAGCACCGGACACAAGUGGCUUCCUGCCAAUCGCGGGGACCAGGUGCCCGCUACCACGUUCACCAUUACCGACCUUGUGGAAGGAGAGGUGUACCAGUUCCGUGUCACUGCCGAAAACAAAGCCGGAGUGGGAAAACCCUCAGAUGUCUCUGAGAAAGUCACCAUUAAGGCUCCUGUUGUUGGCGAAGCACCAUCAGUACUGGAAGGCCUUCCAGAUGUAUCUGUGGUGCUAGGAGAGACGGCAUACCUAGAGUGUAAGAUCAGCGGUGAGCCGACUCCGACAAUCGCCUGGUUCAAAGACAAACGAGAGAUCACUGACAACAAGAAGUACCAGAUUGAAUACACAGACAUGGUCGCGUCAAUCAAGAUCAAGGAAUGUACUGAGAAAGACGCAGCCAGCAUCACGUGUGAGGCCUCCAACGAGCUUGGUUCAGUGAAGACAACUGGCCAGCUGGAAGUCCAAGACAAACCUAAACUCGAAUAUGACAACAAAUACCUACAAGUGACACUUAAUGUGGGCGCUAACUUGAAGAUACCAGUCCAUGUUUCUGGCCUGCCCAAGCCUUCAGUGACAUGGAGCAAGGAUGAGAAACCAGUCCGCUCCCAUGGCAACCUGACUGUUGACGUUAGCGACCGAGCAGCAACCUUGACCCUGAAGAAGGUCACACGUGAAGAUGAUGCAGUGUACACGAUUCAUGCACAGAAUGAAGCAGGACAGGUCUCGGCUGAAUUUGAUGUGGAAGUCAUUGAUGUUCCUGACAAACCGGCCAGUCUGGAUGUGGAUGAAGUAUCCAGGGACUCUGUCUCAUUGUCAUGGCAACCAUCCCCCGAUGAUGGGGGGUCCAACAUCCUGUCAUACAUCCUGGAACGCCGCGAACAGGGACGCUCCAUGUGGAUGAAGGUCGUGUCCGUCAAUGCCGACGAGAUGUCCCACACUGUCAAAGACUUAAUCGAGGGCAAGGAGUAUUACUUCAGAAUAUCUGCUAAGAAUGAAGUGGGAAUCUCUGAACCCCGGGAAAUGCCCAAGUCUGUAACUCCGAAGAGUGGAUUCGAUGUACCCGGUGUGCCAGAUGGCCCACUAGAGGUCAGUGACAUCACCGCUGACAGCGUGAGGUUGUCAUGGAAACCACCUAGUUACAACGGCGGCUCCCCAGUCACAAAGUACCUGCUUGAAAAGUGUGACAUGAAGUGGAUGGCGUGGGGACCGGUUGCAGAGGUUGACGCCAAGACGUUGAGCCAUGUUGUAGGAAAACUGAUAGAGGACCAGCCAUAUUUGUUCCGAGUGUCAGCCAUCAAUGCUGAGGGUCAAGGAAAACCCCUACAGACAGAACUGGAGGUCAAACCCAAGACACCUGCUGGUGCACCGGGCAAGCCAUCGGGCAAGUUGACCUUGACAAAGCCAACCAAGGACAGUGUGACCUUGACAUGGACUCCGCCCAAGAAAGAUGGUGGGGCUCCCAUCAAGGGAUACAAGAUUGAGGUCAGCAACGAUGGUAAGACAUGGACUGAUCUUGACACCACAAACAAACUGACGACACAGUACACAGCCAAGAAGCUGGAGACUGGCAAGGAUUACUUCUUCCGUGUGUCUGCUGAGAAUGAUACCGGCUUAGGAGAGGGACUAGUCUCAGAGGUUUUCAAGCCAGUCAAACCAAUAGAAGUACCGGACAAGCCCGAUUCUGUAGAAAUCCUGGACCUCCAGAAGACAUCUGCUAAGCUCCAGUGGACCCCACCCACCAACGACGGGGGAUCACCGAUUACAGGCUACCUUAUCGAGAAACGUGAUAUGAAGAGGCCAACAUGGACGUCUGCUGGCAAGGCACCUAAAGACGCUACAGAGUUUACCGCAGAUAAAUUACUGGAGGGUGGAGAGUAUUUGUUCCGCGUGAUCGCCCAGAACAAGAAAGGCCCGAGUGCACCGUGCGAAACAAAGGCCCCAGUCAUCAUGAAGAGUCCGUUCAAUGUACCGGAGAAGCCAGAGGGUCCUUUGCUGGUUGAAAACAUCACCAGGGAUUCUGUGGAUCUCUCAUGGCAACCACCAAGAUCAGAUGGAGGCUCUACAAUCAAAAACUACUUAAUCGAAUACAAACCACUUGAUCGACCCAACUGGAUCAAGGCUGGUACAACAGCUGGGCUAGUGACAGACUUCACUGUUCCCAACCUGAUUGAGGAAACCGACUACAUGUUCCGUAUCUCUGCUGUCAAUGAAGAGGGAACUAGUAAACCUCUGGAAACGGAAAAACCUGUCAAAGCACAGAAGGACAUCACUGUUCCCAGUGCACCACAAGACCUCAGUGUCAUCAAGAUGGACAAAAGCUCUGUCACCCUGGAAUGGAAGGCCCCUGAAAAUGAUGGAGGCUCCAAACGCACUGCCUUUAUCGUGAGCAAGUUGGAUGCCAAGUCAGAUGAAUGGGUCAAGGUUGCGACUUUGAAACCCCAGGAAAUGGUAUACAAGGUCAAGGACUUGCCAGAGAAGAAGUUCUAUUUCUCCGUUGCCGCGGAGAAUGCUGCUGGAGUUGGUCCCGCUGCGGAGACAGACAAGUCUGUGAAACCAGAGUACCCCAGAGGUCCACCAAGUACACCAGUUGGACCGCUGAUGGCAAGUGAUAUUGACGGAACACACCUGAUAUUGUCAUGGCAACCACCUGAGCAUGACGGCGGGUCCCCGCUUACUGGAUACUUCAUAGAGAAGCGUGAGGGAACCAAGCAGUUCUGGGGCAAGGUUGCUAAGAUACCAGCUGACGCGGAGAUGUACCGCGUUACCGACCUGACAGAGGGAACCACCUACUUGUUCCGGGUCUCCGCAGAAAACCCAGAGGGAACCAGCAAACCCCUCGAAAUGAAGGACACAAUUACACUCAAGAGCACCUGCAAAGUUCCAGAGAAGCCUGUUGGUCCGAUCCAGGUUUCCAACCUCACAGAAGAUUCUGUGACAUUGACUUGGAAACCACCUAGCAAUGAUGGAGGCUCCCCAGUAACUGGCUACAACGUCGAGUUCAGGGACAUAAACAGCAUAUCUUGGCAGCGAGCUGGCUCUGUUGAUGCGGACACCACUGUCUGGACCCAGUCCAAGCUUCUUGAAGGCUCGGAAUAUGUGUUCAAGGUCACCGCAGUGAAUAAGAAGGGUGAAAGUGCUGCCCUAGAAACAGAAACUGCCAUUAAACCUCAGAAAUCUCUUGAUGUGCCCAGCAAGCCCACUGAUGUUAAGGUCAAGGACAUUAGGAAUGACUCAGCUACCUUGACCUGGAGAAAGCCCAAAGAAAAUGGUGGCUCCAAGGUCACAGGCUUCCGGGUUCUCAUGAAGGAAGACGAUGGGGACUGGAAAGAGGUUGCUAAACUUAAAUCUAUAGACGAUGAAUACAAGGUCAAGGACCUUAAACCCGGCAAAAAAUACAGCUUUGCAGUUACUGCUGAGAACAAAGUAGGCCAAAGUGAAUCAACAGAGCUGGAUAAGCCAAUCGAAGUGAAGAAAAAGGUGACCAAACCAGCUCCCCCAGAGGGACCUAUAGUGUUCUCAGACAUCAAGAAAACUUCUGUUGUUAUCACAUGGAAACCAAGCCCCGAGGAUGGUGGUGCAAAGAUCACAGGAUAUUACGUUGAGAUACGCGAGGCCCCUAAAUCUACCUGGAGUAGGUGUACCUCGACCACUGCCGACAUUACCUCCUACUGUGUACAGAGACUUAAGGAGAGACAGGAGUAUUUCUUCCGCGUGUUUGCUGAAAACAAGGUCGGCAGGUCAGACGCACUCGUGUCUGAAGGAGUGGUUGUCAAGUCUCAGUUUGAAGUGCCAGAUGCCCCAGUGGGUCCAGUGGAGAUCAGUGACCUUACCAAGGACUCUGUGACCUUGACCUGGAAACCACCAAGUAAAGAUGGUGGCUCUGAGAUCACUGGCUACAUAGUUGAACAGCGUGAUGCCAAACGCACCUCGUGGGUGAAGAGUGGAACAACAACCCCUAACAAGACAACAUUAACAGCUUCCAGACUGCUUGAGGAUAAUGAGUACGUGUUCAGGAUCAUGGCCGAGAAUGCCGAAGGUCAGAGUGCACCACUCGAGUCAGGAACUGUUAAGCCUACCAAAUCAAAAUCAACACCAGAUGCACCAACAGCCCUCAAUGUCAAGGACAAGAAAGAGAACAAACUGACCUUGACCUGGAAACCUCCAAAGAAUGAUGGAGGUGCUAAAAUCGAGUCCUACAUUGUCCGUAUGAAGGAAGGUGACAAUGAAUGGAGUGACGUUACCAAGGUUAAAGCAUUUGACACAGAGUACCGUGUAGAUAGUCUGACCCCUGAAACGCUGUACAGCUUUGCUGUGUUGGCUGAGAACUCUGUAGGUCAGGGACCAGCUGUGGAGACCAGUGCUCCAGUUGUGCUCAAGAGAAAGCCUGUCAAACCAUCCCCAGCAAAGGGACCAAUUGAGUUCUCACACAUUCAGAAGACCUCUGUCACUGUUGCGUGGCAACCACCAGAGAAUGAUGGUGGUGCUCCAAUUAAAGAGUACCUGCUGGAGGUCAGGGAAAAGUCAAGGACAGCCUGGACUAAGGUCACAAGCUUGAAGGCAGGAAUCACAUCCUACUGCGUACAGAACCUUAAGGAGUGUCAGGAGUUCGUGUUCCGAGUGUUUGCAGAAAAUGAAGUUGGACAGUCAGACGCUCUUGUCUCUGAGUCUGUGACCUUGACCUCACCUCAUGACGUGCCAUCUAAACCUGUCGGACCACUCUCAGUGUCAGAUGUAACGGAGAACUCAGCCACAUUGUCAUGGCAACCACCAGCAUACGACGGAGGCUCGGAUGUCACUGGCUACCUGCUCGAAAUGAAACAACCACUCGACAGGACCUGGAAAAAGUUGGCGGACCUGCCGGCUGAUGUGAACCAGUACAAGGCUGGGAACCUGCUGGUUGGUAAUGAGUACCAGUUCCAGGUUAUCGCGGUGAACGUCGAGGGCAAGAGUCAGCCACUACAGACUGACACAAACGUCGAAAUCACCAAGAAAAUAGACACUCCAGAAGCUCCAACCAACCUCAAGGUCACCAAGAUUGGGCCAACCUCUGUUGACCUUCAGUGGACCGCACCCACCAAGGAUGGAGGGUCAAAGGUCACGGGUUACCAUAUAUACAAGGCUACAACCCCUGGAGAUUGGGAAGAGGUCGGAAAGGUCACAAGGAUCGCCGAUACUUUCUCGGUCCCGAACUUGAAGGAAGGGGAAAGUUAUUACUUUGCUGUUGCUGCAGAAAAUGGGGCUGGUAUCGGACCCAAGAUGGAGCUUGUGUCACCUGUUAAGGCUCAGAAACCUAAAGAGAAACCCUCAGUUCCUCAGGGACCAUUUGAGAUCAAUGAUAUCAAAGGUGAAAGCCUUAUGUUGUCAUGGAAACCAAGCAAACAAGAUGGUGGCUCUCCGAUCACUGGGUACACCGUCGAGAUGAGGGAAACAUGGAAAUCCAAGUACCGACCCUGUGGCAAGACAACUGGGCCUGAUGACUUGACAUUCCGGGCAACUGGUUUAAAAGACGGGGAUGAGUACUACUUCAGAGUGUGUGCUGAGAAUGAGGCUGGACAGUCUGACUUCCUGGAAAUGAAUAAACCAGUCAAGGCUGAGACUCCUAAGACUGCGCCAAGUCCCCCAGAGGACAUCAAGGUCACUGACAUCGGCAAAUCUAACGCCAUCCUGGAGUGGAAACCCCCGAAGGACGAUGGAGGAUCCAAAAUCCGCACCUACCAUGUGUACAUCAGUCACGAGGGCAAAGAGGACUGGAAGGAGAUUGAUACUACCAACGCCUUCAAGCUCACUGCAGAGGCCAAGAACCUGAAAUGGGAGAAAGACUACCUAUUGGCUGUUACAGCUGAGAACGAUAUUGAUGAGAGUGAGAUGGCCAUUAUUCCUCAAGUGAUCAAGAUCAACAAGCCCCAGGAUUACCCGUCUGCUCCUGUUGGACCAAUCAAAUUCACCAAUGUUAACAAGACAUCAGCCACUGCCAAUUGGCAGAAGAGCAAGAGUACUGGGGGUUCACCCAUCACUCACUAUAUGGUUGAUAUGAGGGAGAAAUCCGUACGCACUUGGAGCCAUGUGACUGAAGUACGCUCCGAUGUUGAAUCACUGUCAUGUGAACUUACAGACUUGGUAGAAGGUCAAGAAUAUUACGUUCAGGUUAAGGCCGUCAACUCUGUUGGUGCGUCCAAACCACUCGAAUCUGCCACGACUGUAAAACCCAAAAGCCCAUUCAGUCCCCCUUCUGUUCCCAGAGAUCUGGCUGCAGCAGAGGUAACUCACAAAUCAGCUGUGCUUGAUUGGAAGCCACCAGCCAAGGAUGGUGGUGCGCCAGUUUUGUACUACUACCUGGAAAAGCGUGAAAAGACUUACGGAUCGUGGAAGCCUGAGGCAAAGGUCAAGGUCCCAGAGACGACAUACGAGGUGGAGGGAUUGAAGGAAGGGGUGGAGUAUUACUUUAAGGUCUGCGCUGAGAACGAGGCAGGCAAGGGACCCCUCACAGACAUGAUCGGACCUGUCAAACCCACCAAGAAAAAGUCUGUUCCAGACAAACCAGUCGGUCCCAUCAAGGUAAAGGAGGUGGACGCCACGAGUGUGAGCUUGGAGUGGCAGCCUCCCAAGGACGAUGGGGGCUCCAAGAUCCAGGGAUACAAGGUUUCCAUGACGACCGACCAGAACAUCUGGACGAACAUUACCAUCGCCCAGAAGCCAGCCCAUACUGUUAAACAACUGACCACGGAUCAGAGCUACUACUUCAGGAUUAUUGCCUUUAAUGAUGUCGGAGAGAGUAAACCACUUGACUCUGAACAAGUCAUCUGCCAAGCACCGAAAUCCAAGCCGGAUGUGCCAUGUGAGCCUUUCACUAGCAAGCCCGUAACCAAGGACUCUGUGGAGUUGUCAUGGCAAGUACCAGAAUCUGACGGAGGCUCACCAAUCACUGGCUAUGUGAUCGAGAAGCGGGACAAGUCCUACACAUCUCGCUGGGUGCGUGUCGAACAGACAACAGGUUCUGACACAACGGCCAUCUUGAAAAAGCUGGUUCCAGACUCAGAGGUUGUGUUCAGAGUGGCAGCUGUCAACAAGCUGGGUACCAGUGACUUCCUCGAGAUGAAGAAACCAAUCACAGUCAAGAGUCCAUAUGACGUACCUUCAGCCCCAGUAGGCCCACUUCUGAUCACCGACAUCACUGAGACCAGCUGCCAGCUAAAAUGGAAACCAUCAGAGAAAGAUGGAGGCCAGCCGAUCACAAAAUACAUAAUAGAGUCGCGUGAGGCCCGCCGUAGCAUGUGGAGCCAGUCUGGUGCCGUUGAACCCGAUGUGACUAAGUUUAUGCCCAAGAAUCUGACUGUGGGAAAUGAGUACUACUUUAGAGUGAAGGCGGUAAACGUUGAGGGAGAGAGUGCCCCACUGGAAGCCUCUGAAACCGUGCUGCCAAAACAGAAGAUUGAACCACCAAGCGAGCCACAGAAACUCAACAUUGACAAAAUCACAGACAAAGACGUCAACUUGACCUGGAAAGCCCCGAAAUCUGACGGUGGUUCCCGGAUCAAGCAAUACAAGGUCUACAAGAAAUCAGAAAAGCCAGGAUCAACAUGGGUUGAGGCAGAUAAGGUUGACUCAUACAGGACAAAUGCCACAGUAUCUGGUCUCUCUCUGGACGAGAAAUACACAUUUGCUGUAAUGGCGGAGAAUGAGAUGGGUCUCGGAGAAAUGGCGGAGACAGACAUGCCCAUUGCCUUGCAGAAACCCAUUUCACCACCAGCUGCACCAGAAGGCCCACUAGAGGUGAAGGACAUUACUAAAAACAGUGUGACCUUGACCUGGAAAGAAAGCCCUGAAGAUGGUGGAUCCCCGGUUACAAACUACCUUCUGGAGAUGAAGGAGGCCUGGAAAUCUACAUGGACAUACGUUGAGAAGAAACGUGCUGGCGAGCCACUGAAGCAUAAACUCGGGAGACUGACAGAGGGGUCUGAGUACUUUGUGAGGGUCACAGCUGAAAACAAGGUCGGCCAGAGUGAGCCGCUGGAGAGCGAGAAAUUCACUCCAAGAAACCUCUAUGGUCCACCCUCUGCCCCGAAGGCCCCCCUGACUGUGUCCAACAUUACGGCCACUUCCUGUACCCUCACCUGGCAGGCUCCAGAAAGCGAUGGAGGUAAACCAGUCAAGCAAUACAUCGUGGAGCGACGUGAUGCCAAGCGACACACCUGGUCGCCCGUGGAAACCGUCCGAGGAAAAUCACUCACCUGUGACGCCACACGACUUCUUGAGGGUGUGGAAUAUGAUUUCCGCGUGUUUGCAGAGAAUGAGGAAGGCCGAAGUCCUGCUCUGGAGACAACACAAAAGACAGUGUGCAGAAAGGCUGCAGUCAAACCAGAACCAGUCAGUGGCAAACUGCGCACCAGCGACCUUGACCUUGAUUCUGUGACCUUGUCAUGGCAACCACCACUUAACGACGGAGGUUCCCCUAUCACCAAGUACAUUAUUGAGGGACGUGACUCAACAUCAGGAACAUGGAAACCAGUUGCUGAGGUUCCCAAGAACAGUGACUCUUAUCGUGUUAAGGAUCUUGUGGAGGGAACAGAAUAUGACUUCAGAAUAAUGGCGGAGAAUGCGGUUGGUCGCAGCAAACCAGUGGAGACUGAAAAGUCUGUUAAACCUAUGAGGGAACUUGAUGUGCCCAGCUCCCCAACUGGACCUCUCGUGUCCAGCGACCUCACCAAGGAUUCUGUGUCAUUGUCAUGGCAACCACCUAAGGACGAUGGAGGCUCCCCAGUAACCGGCUACAUUAUUGACAAAAUUGACCUUGAUCAGGGUGGCUGGGUUAGAGCUGCCCGUAUUCCCGCAAAUGUUACAUCACAUACACAACAAAACCUGACUAAAGAUCACAGAUACAAUUUCCGUGUGUACGCGGAGAACAAGAUCGGAACUAGUGAGCCGAUUGAACUGCUUGUGCCUGUGAAACCAACCAGUGGAAUUUCCACCCCAUCAGCCCCACAGAACUUCAAGGCCACCGAGGUCACAUCUGACUCUGUGUCACUGAAAUGGUCUCCUCCUGAGACUACAGGUGGUGCCCCCAUUGUAGGGUACACCGUGGAGCGACGUGACAUGAGUCGUCCACAGUGGACCAGAGUCACCAGGGUGAAACCUACUGACACCGAGUUCACUGUUCCGAAACUCCUGGAAGGGAAGUCAUACAAUUUCCGUGUCACUGCUGAAAACUCUGAAGGUCUUGGUGAAGCAGCCAUGUUGGACCAACCUGUUGUUCCUGAACAGGAUGUGAGUGUACCAGGUGCCCCGGAGUUGCUCGAGUUAACAAGUCUUGAGAAGGACUCUGUAACUCUUCGAUGGAAGAAACCUCGCUCUGAUGGCGGUGCCCCAAUAACCAAUUACAUUCUCCAGAAAAGAGAGGAAUUCAAAGACGAUUGGUCCAAGGUCAAACAGACAGAUAACUUUGUCUUCACUCACCAAGUAACGGACCUUCUCCCAGACAAGAAGUACUACUUCCAGGUCAGCGCUAAAAAUAGCGUUGGAGUUGGUGAACCAGUCGAGCUUGCAGAACCAGUCAUCCCAAGCAGACCAGCAGACAAGCCAAGCAAACCAGUCGGUCCCCUGGAGGUAUCUGACAUCACAGAGGACCGUGUAAGGUUGUCAUGGCAACCACCAGAGAGCGACGGUGGUUCCCGGCUCACAAGCUACCUGAUAGAGAAAAGCGAAGCCCGCAGACCUCGAUGGCUCCGAGUCGCACGAGUUGGAUCAGAAGAAUUGACAGCAGAAAUUGACAAUCUUGUUGAGAAUACUGAUUAUUACUUCCGAGUGAUAGCUGAAAACAAGAUGGGCCUCAGCUCCCCAUUGGAGACACAGAAACCUGUUAAACCAGUCAGCCCAUACAGUGUCCCAAGUGCCCCUGUUGGACCAAUCAAGAUCAGCAAUGUGACCCGAGACUCUGCCUCCCUGCAAUGGGAACCGCCUACCUCAGAUGGAGGCUCACCAAUCACAGGCUACCUUGUGGAGAAGAGGGAGGGGACUCGCAGAAUGUACACCCAUGUCGGCAAGACUGACGGGGAACGAACCAGGAUCACGGUUUCCGGUCUCCGAGAGGAUACAGAGUACCAUUUCAAGGUGUUUGCUGAGAACAAAAUAGGAACCAGUCCUGGACUUGAAACUACAGAGGCUGUGAUUCCUAAGAGGAAAUAUGAGGUACCCCAGCCACCAGAGGCAUUGAGAUCCUCUGAUGUAACCAAGAACUCUCUGCAGUUGUCAUGGGAACCACCAUUCGGUGACAACACUAUUACCAACUAUAUCAUAGAGAAAAAGAAAGAACAUAGCGACGAGUGGACCCGUGUAUCCAAGGUACCGGGCAAGACAAGGAGUUACAACAUCACUGGCUUACCUGUGGGUGGAUCAUUCAAUUUCAGAAUUUCCGCAGAAAAUCCUGCAGGAGUUAGCUCCCCUGCUGAACUUCCGGUUGUUGUUGAGCUGAAGGGCAGUAAAGACAAGCCUGGUGCCCCGCUGAAGGCACCUGAAGUGCUGGAAGUGGGCCCACGGUUCUGUGAGCUCACAUGGGAACCCCCCGCUACUGAUGGCGGAUCUCCUAUCACAGGCUACCACCUGGAGCGCCCUGACCUCUCGGGAACACGCUGGAUGCCAGUCACAAAGAAGCCAGUCAAGGAUACAAAAAUGAAGCUGACGGACCUACUUGAGGACAUUCCGUACAGUUUCCGCGUACGUGCAGAAAACAAGGAAGGGGUCGGUGAACCCUCGCCCGCCUCUGAACAGGUCUUCUGCAGCUCUCGCAUAGCCACUGCACCUCCUAAGUUUGUUAAAGAACUUACUGACCUGACAGUCCGUGAAGGCACUGAGACAAAGUUCACAUGCGAAAUCACUGGCAUGCCCCGCCCUGAGGUCACAUGGUACAAAAAUUACCGUGAGAUCUUCACUGGUCGAAGGUAUGAGGUGAGGUCAGAGGGCACCGUGCACACACUGGUCAUCAAGACAACCGAAGAGGCUGACAUGGGAGGUAUUGAGUGCUCUGCCAGGAACAAGUUCGGCAGCGCGUCAUCUAGAGCUCAACUCGAUGUGGAAUCUCCACCCAAGAUCCAUGAUGUCCCAGACCGGUAUAUGGAAGGCCUCAAGUUCUGCCGCGGAGACACGAUCCACGCUCGUAUCAUGUUUACGGGCCGACCUACUCCCACACCAACCUGGACAAGAGACAACAAAACAAUCAAAGCGUCCAAACGCCUUGAAAUAAAGACAACAACACGCCACAGUAUCAUCACAAUCACGGAUGCAGACAGAAGUGAUAGUGGAAUGUACAAACUGACCGUGGAGAACAAGCUGGGAACCGACACUGUCGAGUUCCAGAUUACCAUCAUUGACCGGCCAUCUGCACCACAAGGCCCCACCAGAAUCGAAAACACAACCAAGCACUCCGUUGACCUCACUUGGCGUGAGCCGGAGGAUAAUGGUGGUUCUGAUGUGACGGGUUACAUCGUGGAGAAGAUGGACUUGACCACCAAUGUGUGGAGACGAGCUGUAACCUCCACCACGACCUCCACGACAGUCUCAUGCCUCGAGGAGUUUAAGGAAUACAGGUUCCGAGUGCUUGCUGAGAACAUCGUUGGUAUCAGUGAGGCCGGACCAGAGAGUGAGACGACUAUCACCCGUGAACAGAUGCCCAACAUUGACUAUGAUGACCUAUUUGACAGCGGUUUCCGUGGAGACCAAGUUGAUAUCGGCAAGAUGCGUGGAGACGUGCUCGGCAAAUAUAUUAUUUGUGAGGAACUAGGUCGCGGAGCAUUUGGCGUGGUCCACCGAGCAAUUGAGCGUGCCACAAACAAGAACUGGGCCGCCAAAUUUAUCCACUGCAAGCCCACCCAGAAAGAACAUGUGCGGCACGAGAUCGACAUCAUGAACAACCUACAUCACCCGAGACUUAUGCAACUGCACGAGGCAUUCGACCAGGCAGGAGAAAUGGUCAUGAUCCUGGAACUAUUGAGCGGUGGCGAGUUGUUUGACAGACUGGUUCAGCAGGAGUACGACUUCACCGAGCAGGAUUGUAUCUCGUACAUGAGACAGAUAUGCCAGGGAGUCAGACACAUGCACCAACAGGAUAUUGUUCACCUGGACCUCAAGCCCGAGAAUGUAAUGUGUGUCACAAAGGACAGCACGGACGUGAAGAUCAUCGACUUUGGUCUUGCUCAGCACCUGCAGGAGGGGAAACAAGUCAAGGUUCUCUUCGGUACAGCAGAGUUUUGUGCCCCUGAAAUCAUCAACUACGAGCCAGUCUCCUUCUCUGCGGACAUGUGGUCCCUCGGUGUUGUGUCUUACGUGCUUCUGAGUGGGUACUCCCCAUUCGCUGGUGACAACGACCAUGAGACUUUCAACUUCAUCAACAAGGUUGACUACGACUUCGAUGACGAGGUCUGGGAGAACGUCUCACAGGACGCAAAGGACUUCAUCAAGAACCUUCUCAAUAAAGAUAAGAGCCAAAGGAUGACCAUUGACCAGGCCCUUGACCAUCCAUGGUUAAAUGGCAGUGCCAGACUGACUGGCCGACCGUUGUCACGACAACACCACAAGGAGUACAGACUCAAACACAGACACAGGGAGGAUGACUUUGACAUUCUUCCCAUUGGUCGCCUGGCCAGGGACAGUGCUAUAUUCAGAAAAGAGGGUGACGUCGGUAUCAUCCCUAAAAACAUCAUCAUGGAACUGCCUGACCACGCCCCAGUGUUGGUGGAAGGCCUUGUAGAUCUCCAUGGAUAUGAGGGAUCCCGCAUUGAGAUGUCCUGUAAGAUCACAGGAAAACCUGAAGCGAACUUUGUCUGGACAAAGGAUGGAGAAGAACUGAAGGAUUCAGCCAAGUACACAAUCAAGUACUCCGAGAACAUUGCCUCCCUGUUUAUCAACGGCCUUGAGCCCGAGGAUGCCGGAAGAAUCACAUGCAAGGCCUCUAAUGAGUUUGGUUCUGUAAAGACGAGCGCCAAUCUCACGAUCGAGGAGAUCAGGCAUCGCAGAAAACGCCGUGAAGAUGAAGAGAAACUCAAGUUCAAGAAACCAACGAAGCAUGACUACGAUCUUGGAAUGGAGGACCACAACAUCCCUCCCCGCUUCCUGUUAACGCUGGUCGACCAGUCGAGAAAGAUCGGAGAAUCACUUGAGCUCAGUGUUACAGUAACAUGUAGACCAGAGCCUGACGUGACCUGGUUCUGUAAUGGGGUCAAGGUCGAGUCCAGUGACAAUGUCUCGUUUGAGCACUCAACAGGCGUGUACCGGGUCAUCAUCAAGAAUGUUGAGAAAGAGCACGCUGGUCAGUGGAGAUGUGUCGCAAACAACGACUAUGGACAGGCCUCUUGCUACUGUGACCUCAAGGUCAUAGAGUCUGUUUCUGACAAGUACAAAGCUCCAAAGUUCACACAAAAGUUGGAAGACAUCACAGUGUUCGAGGGCACAGAACUGAGACUCGAAUGCAAGGUCAAGGCUGAACCCAGGCCAGACAUCGAGUGGUACAAGGACAGGAAGUUGAUCCAGCCAGGUCGCCACUACUCUGUCUCAUACGAAGAGAACCUCUGUAUUCUGAGACUCCGCGAGGUGUUUACCAGCGAUCAGGGCCACUACAUGUGCAAGGCUGAAAACAAGGCUGGCUCUGCCUCCACUGAGGCUAAAGUGAGAGUACAAGUCACUCAACCAAAAGAAGAGCCAAUCACCCCAGCUACAGCAUUGGGACGUGAUACGUUCGCCAAACCAACAGGAGAGACACCAGGCCGCAGUUACGAGAAAGCCCCAGACUUCACCGCCAAAUUACAGAAUCGUUCUGUCAUUGAGGGUAACAAGAUCCGCCUGAUGGGAUCUGUGACCGGCGUACCCAACCCACGUGUAUCAUGGUACAAGGAUGGCAUUGAGAUCAUGACAGGAAGCCAUUAUGUUAUCUCUAACAACCACGGUCUAUUGAACCUCGAGGUGUUGUCAGCAUCACUGAAGGAUGCAGGACGUUACACCGUCAAGGCCUUUAACUCCGUCGGGGAGGCAGAAUGUUCCGCUACAGUAUCAGUGGAAGCUUCACGGAAAUCCCCAUCUCCAAAGCGCCGUGAGAUCACGCGACGUCCGAUGUUCACAUUCAUGCCAAUGGAUCUUACGAAGAAGGAGGGAGAAGACGCCACAUUUACAUGCAAGAUUGAUGGCAAUCCACAGCCCAACAUUAAGUGGCAACGAGACCUUCGUGACAUAUCUGACGGUAAUCGAUACAACAUCAGCGUAGAUUCAGAGGGAAAUAUAGAACUGACAAUCCGUAAGGUGACGUCAGGUGACGAGGGAUUGUAUUACUGCCUCGCCCAGAGCUCCGCAGGACGUACCAAGUGUUCGGCUUCCCUAAGAGUCAUAUUACGCCAGAAGAGUCCGGCACGUCGUAAGCCAUAUGAAGAUGUAUCCGUAGACCGUGCUGGAAGAUCAUCCCUGGAGACAGCACGUCGGGUGCCAGCAGGCGACCCGCCUAAGUUCAAGAUAAAACUGCCCAAGAUCGUGGAACUGGAGGAAGGUGACAGGCUUCGCCUUGAAGCCCGCGCUGAUGGCAAGCCAGAACCAAAUGUGACAUGGCACCGUGGAACAUUUGACCUGUCACAUGACAUGAGAUUCAGAAUCUCAACCUAUCAGAGCAAAGAUGUCCUGGAGCUCCGUGAUACCAUGGUCGGAGACUCUGGAGAAUACAUCGCCCGGGCAACCAACGUUCACGGUGUUGUUGAAACCAAGUGUGUUGUCAAGGUGAAGAGAAGGAGCCCGCGACGAGAUGAUGAUGACCUAGCUGCCAUGCAGGCUGCAGGAGCUGACGACCAAUCGGAUGAAGGAUUUGCUCCGUUCUUCAUGAAGCCCCUACCACCCUCCAUCGAUGUCAUGGAAGGCUUCAACGUACAGAUGGACUGUAUCAUAGAGGGCGGUGUCGAACUUAUCCAGUACAAGAGCUCCAACAUCCGCCACAUGCAGCGAGAGUUUGCCAGCCGAGGCUUCGAGGGCAGAUACAAGCGAAUGGGGGCCGAGGAUUUGCCACCUACCCAAGCUGCUGGCCGCUUGCCACGGGAACCAAGAAUGGCAGCCCCAGAGUUUGCGACUCGACCAGCUGACGUGGAAGUAGAGGUCGGAGGGACAGCAGAAUUCUCGUGUGAAAUUACUGGAACUCCAACACCAGAAGUCAUAUGGUUGAAGAAUGGUCGUCCCGUAACGUCGGGUGACCGUACCAGUCUAAGCUCUGAUGGCAGCCAAUACAGACUGGUUAUCCGCAAUGUGAACCAGUCUGACACCGGCAACUACAUCUGUACUGCCUCAUCUGAUGCUGGCAUGAAGUCCAGCCAAGCCGCUCUAACCCUUAAAGGGACGGAGUCUGAGACCCCCAAAUUUGACAUAGAACUAAAACCAGAAACAGAAGUAAAACCAGGUGACACUAUGCGGCUGACCUGCAGACCCUCAGGACAGGUCAAGUCUGCCCAGUGGUCCAAGGAUGGACAGAAGCUCUCUGCUGAUGAAAACACUAAGAUUCAUGAGCAUUCUGACAGUAUCCAGGAAGUGGAGAUAGCAACAGUUGCCCCUGGCAAUGCAGGUGUCUACACCUGUAUGGUUACCAUGGAGACUGGGGCUUCCCUGACAACCACCGGAAAACUCACUGUAACUGAACCUACCAACAAUGGUGCUGGUGCCCCCGUGUUUACGCGCCCCCUGACAGAACAGCACGUACGCGACGGGGACCAGGUUACCCUCGAGUGUGAGGUCACAGGAAACCCACGCCCCCAGGUGUCCUGGUUUAAGGGCACGGUGGAAAUACUCGACUCACAGGACUUCCAGAUCACAAACAUCGGUAAUAAGUGUUGCCUCCAGUUCAUGGACAUUUUCCCGGAGGACGAGGGCAAAUAUUCCUGUAGGGCCAGCAACUCUGCAGGGGAGGCAACUACGUCAUGCCACGUCCUUGUAGAUGACGACCUGUCAUUCACGCUUGAUUCAUCCGUGGGCUCCUCCUACUCAUCGCUGUAUCCCGUCCCGCGGGGUGGCAGUAGAAGCCGAAGCAUCGAUGAAGGCUCAGUGGACAUCCAUACUGUCGACCCGACAACCAAGAAACUUGUCAACGAAGCUCUGAAUGGCGCGGGCAAGGCCCCAGAGUUCCUUCUGAAGCCUAAACGCCAGUUUAUCGAUGAGGGAGAGACUGCCCGCUUCAAGGCCUCAUUUGAGGGUUCAUCUGAUACCCAGAUCAACUGGACCAAGAAUGGAAAACCAGUUGCCCUUGGAGACAGGGUCAAGAUCCACUUGGACAAUGACACACACAUUCUGGAGAUCAGCAAGGCCAAGCCGACCGACAACGGCAUGUACGAGUGCAAGAUCCAGAACUCUGCAGGGGAGGCAACUGCUGCUGCAGAGCUGGAGGUGUUUGUGCGUCCCAAAUCUCAGACGGGUAAAAAGUCCAUGUUUGUGCCCCCGACAGUUGACGUCCAACUCGAGGAUACAGAGUUUGCCGACAAGGAAAAGGACGCGACACUCGUCUGCAAAUUUCACAAUGCCAUUGAUGGGAGAGCCACAUGGUUCCGGGAAGGUCGGGAAGUGAGCUCAUGGCAAGGGAAGGCCACGUUUGACGGACGGACCGCAAAACUGGUGCUUAAGGACGUGAGCAAACGCCUGUGUGGCACAUACGAGUGUGUCGUGAAAAACACCGGCGGCGAGGCGAAGACACGCGCCCUUGUAUCACUUCUUGACCCCAAAGUAAAGCCGACGCCACCUAAGUUCACUGUUGCCCUUGCGGACACGUCCGUGGAACCAGGAGAGAAAGUCGUGCUCGAGACUCAAGUCACAGGCCAGCCCCGCCCCUCACUGAAGUGGUACAAGAACAACGAGGAGCUCAGAUCCUCCCAGGACAUCCGCAUGGAUUACAAGGAUGGCAAAGGUCGCCUCAUAGUGAACAACCUUGACCCUGCCCAGGACGCACAGUUUACAUGCAUUGCGAGAAAUAUCGCAGGCGAGGAAAAGACAAUGGCCUCCAUUAAUGUUACAGGAUCUGCGGAUGUGAGGGAGCCCCCAAUAUUCACGAAGGAGCUCAAUGAUAUGGAAGUUAACGAUGGAGACAGAGUUGAGAUGAGCGUGGAGGUUAAAGGAAGCCCUCCUAUAGACAUAAUCUGGGUACACAACAACCGAGAGAUCCCGCCCACUGACCCGGUCUGUCGCAUGGUAACCAAGGGCAACACCCACAUGCUCAUUAUUCCCGAGGUUUUUCCCGAGGACUCCGGAGAGUAUGUCUGUGAAGCGUACAACAGCUACGGAGAUACAGAUACGUUCUGUAGGCUUAAUGUGCAUGAAGACAAGACAUUGGAAACAGACGAAGACCUGCAGACUCCUCCAGCUUUCCUGAUUGGCCCUCAAAGCUUACAUGUGCGAGAGAACGAGGCCGCAAUUUUCACGUGCAAGAUCUCAGGAAAUCCCCCACCCUCCGUCCAGUGGCAGCGAGGAAGACAGACACUGAAACACGGCAAUAAGAUCAAGAUCAGUAGUGUUGGAGAGGAACACUUUCUGGAGGUAACGUCCCCCUGCACACGAGACAUUGGCCAGUACACAUGCACCCUCUGUAACCCCCUCGGUGCAACAAGUGCCACUUGUGACCUCACAGUAGGGGAGGUAACAAAGAACUGUGCUUCCCCAUCAAGAUUCCUUCUCAGAAAAAGGUCUCAAGAUAUUCACACCGGAAAGUACAACGGUACCGAGUCUGAAAGUUCUGAUAUCUCAGCAGGUGAUAUAGAAACAUUGCGAACAACUCUUGCAGUGGCAAGAAACAGUGCACCAUGUAUUAGUUCACAACUAGUAUCUUCUCCAGUACAGCCAACAUUCGCAGUUACAACAUCUAGUGUGCCAGUAGUGUAUUCUCCUGUGCAAAAGAAGAACUUUGAAGAAAUACACGCCAGAACUGUCAGUGCACCAAACAACAAUCAUGUACGUAAGAAAACUGAUGAUAUAACCGCACAGAAACAAACAGUAGAACAUAGAGUUCAAAAUUACAGAGGAAAAUCUGAAAAGACUGAAAUCACUGUACAUCAAAAAGUAGAUACCGAUGGUGCUAAAAAUAUAUUUUCUAUAAAUGGUGAUGAAAACAGUCAGCGUGUAGAUGGUGCAAUAAGAACUACAUCAGAACAUAACGGACACAUUGAGAGUCCAAAAUCCAACACUGUUCAUGUAACAAGUAUUGAGAUAACAACACCUACAAGGAAAGACGUCCCUGCUCAGAUAGUGGAACUCAGACCUGUGAUAAAGGGGGGAAGUAUUUCUAAAACUGAAACAAGGAAACAUAAUGAUAAUCAACCAGUAUUAACAGUCAGAGAAAAGCAUGUUGUGAAUGUCGAAAAGAGACUGCCUCUAGAUAGUGCCCCUGCUCCUGGUAAAAGUGUUCCAGUCCACAAACUAAGCACACCGGAUAAAGGUGAUAAACUUGCAGUGGAAAAAGUCGGGGGAGUAACGCAGGUUGACUUUAGGGGAGUUUUGAAAAAAUCCCAUGACAAUCCCCAAAGUGACUCAGACUCCAAGAGUCAUGUAAAAAAGCAUCUUAGUGAUCGUGAUCUACCUAAGCAUAAACAGAAAGAAGUGAAAACUGAUUUGUCUCAAAAACGGAGACUGUUUGAAGGAGACAGCCAUAAACCUGCUUCUUCCAUAUCUACCAGAAGUGUUCCUAUACAGAAAGUUAGUAAUAAAACUGCAAAAACUGGAACUGUUGGUAAAGCACUGAAACAGUUUGAAUCAAGUGCUUCAGAUACCCAGGCAGAUUUCAGAAAUGUGUUAAAACAUCGAUCACAUGAUGACAUAAAGCAUAAGAAAGUUGAGGACAAAGAUGCUCAACAAGUAGACUUUAGAAACGUGCUCAAACAUAAGUCUCUAGAAGAAAAUCCUGACUCGAAACAACCCACUAGAUCUCCAUUGAAUGAUCUGAAGGAUAGAAAAGGGCGGAUUUCAAGUGCCUUUGAAAGUGUUGAAAAAUCUAGUCUUCCAGACAGAUCUGAUAUUAAAGUGACUUCCCAAGGCAGAACAAAAGCAAGAGUAGCCAAUCUUACUCUGGAUUUAAGUAAAGCUGGGAGAAAGCCUGACAAAGAUAUUCUUAGUCAUUCUCGUGGAUUUAAAAGUGUGCUUAACUCAAAUGAAACAGAAAAGUUUAAAUCCCAGGAAAAUUACAAUGGAGAUAUAGUGAAACCAGUCGCUAGACGGAACAAUCAAACUCAAGCCAAGUUGUCCAGUAUGGAAGUUAAAUCAAAAUUAAAGGAAAGUCAGAAACAUCAAGAAGUGGACAAUGAGAAACCAGCAUUUAAGGAAACUCUGAGACACCAGGAGGUGGACUACGGGAGCAAGGUGACCCUGGAAUGUGAAGUCAGUGGGAAACCAAAACCGGUCCUGACCUGGGCAGUCAACAACCAGGAAAUCAAGUCAAGCAAGUAUUUACGGAUGAUGUACAAUGAUGACCACGCCCAGCUUGUGAUUGACGAGAUAUUCUCGGAGGCUGAAGGGGAGUACACAUGUACUGCAACAAACUCUGCCGGGUCAGCUAAAACAUCGUGUAACCUGCUUGUCAAAGAGCGAGUUAAGACGCCGGAAACCACAGAUGACACCAUAGACGAGCCAUUUUCUCCAACCGCCACUCCACCCAAGAUCUACAACAUCUCGCCAUCAGAGUUUGCCAUCAAGCGCGGUGGCGCCAUAGAGUUCAAGGCAUCCUUCACCUCCGUUCCCCCCGGCACUGUCACAUGGUGGAAAAACAAAGCACAAAUCACAUCAGAUAAGAGGUUAAUGGUGACCACCAGUGAGCUGUUCAGUACAUUGACGAUCGAGGGAAUCGAGCCGUCUGACGCAGGGAAGUUUGACAUCACUGUUGAAAACAGGCUCGGCACGGACACCGCCUGCGCAUACCUCGGAGUUGAAGAUGUUCCACACCCGCCAGUGGGUCAACCAUGGGUGAGCGAUGUUACGUUGACAACAGCCACGUUGUCAUGGUACGGCCCCGCGUACGAUGGGGGAUGCUCUGUUACUAAUUACAGAGUUGAGAUGUGUGACGCUGAGGAAGGAGAGUGGACUCUCGUUACGUCUAAUUGUGUGAGCACCACAUGUAAUAUCGAGAAACUGCGAGCCCUCACGCCCUAUUUCUUCCGAGUGUUUGCGGAAAACAAGCACGGGCUCAGUGCCCCAUGCCAGACCCCUGAUGUCACGGUGACCUCUGACAAACGACCUUCAGUUCUCAUGCGGUUGCCUAGCACAGAGUCAGAUGAUGUGUUUACGCACGAGACUAACGAUCCUGUAACUCCAAUGUCUGAGUACGGCCUAGUUUCCCCCCUUUCCCCAGACGAAGCCUCAUUUGAACAUCGGGAGGUUACGAUCUACCCAACCAAUUCAUUUGAUACCCUCUACAACACCAUGGAGGAAGUUGGAAAAGGAAAGUUUGGUAAUGUCUACAAAUGCGAGGAGAAGUCAACCGGUAAAAUCUGGGCGGCAAAGAUGAUAAAAUGUCGCGAGGCGGAGAAGAAAAAGAUACACCUGGAGAUCGAGAUAAUGAACCAAUUGAAACACCCGAAGAUCCUCAUGCUGUGGGAUGCCUUCGAGGCCCCGCGGAAGAUGAUCCUCGUCAUGGAAUAUAUUGGAGGUGGAGAACUGUUUGAGCGAAUCCUCGAUGACGACUGCGACCUGUUGGAGCGUGACUGUAUCCAGUUUAUGCGACAGAUUUGCGAUGCAGUCCACUACAUGCACUCCCGUAACAUACUUCACCUCGAUCUUAAGCCGGAAAAUGUCCUGUGUAUCAAGAACGAAUCAAACAAGAUCAAGAUCAUCGACUUUGGGCUCGCAAGGUAUUAUGAAAAAGGGGAGAGUGUGCGUGUGUUGUUCGGUACCCCGGAGUUCAUUGCCCCUGAGGUUGUGAACUAUGAUGAGAUCGGUUUUACCACGGACAUGUGGAGUGUGGGUGUCAUCUGCUAUGUGCUACUGACAGGAUUUUCACCAUUUAUGGGUGACAGUGACGCUGAGACCCUCGCUAACGUGACGCAUGGAGAGUAUGAUAUGGACGAAGAAGACUUCCAGGGCAUUUCCCAGGACGGGAAAGACUACAUCAACAGUCUGCUCGUGAAGAACAAACAGAAGCGCCUCACAAGCGUCCAGGCCUUGGAGCAUCCAUGGUUGGCUGAAGAUGCAGCGCGCUUGAAAAACCGCAAAAUCAACACGAAAAACCUCAAACGCUUUAUGGCGCGCAGGAAAUGGCAGAAAACUGGGAAUGCUAUCCGUGCUUUGGGGCGUAUUACCUCCUUUCAGAAGAUGCUCAAGGGUAACAACUCUUCCUCUGCUUCCUCCUCCUGUUCCUCGGGUCAGGGGUCACAAUCUAGCUCCAAUAGUGCUUCCCUGGGAUCACAGAGUACACUUAUUGAUGCUAAAAAUAACUCUCAGUCUAAAUAUAGUUCAAAUUCUUUAAAGGACCAAUCAAAUGAGACAGAGGGCAGGUCAGCCAAUCAGGACAAAGGUCAUGUGAAGUUGACCAAUGAAAAGAUGGUGCAAUCAUCUAAUCUGUCCAAUGAAAAUAUAGGACUUGUGAAAAAGUUUUCUGACAUGGACUUAAGUACAAUUAAAGAAACUGUUGACAUCAACUCCAACAGUGAUUCUCAAAAAUUAAACUGUUUAAACUCUGCCGAUGUUGAAGAUCGAAAAGAAAUAUCUGGAAAUGGUAUAGAUUCCAGGAAACCUGUAGAUUCAUGCCAAGACUGUGUCAAUCAACAAUCCAUCAACCAUUCCCAAACAUCUAACAAAUCUCAUCCAACAUUCACAAAGGAAAUGAUAGACUCAAAAGCCUUCCCGGGCGAUGUCAUAAGAUUCGACAUAGCUUACAGUGCAGACGCAAAUACAACAGUUACUUGGUUCUUUGAGGAUGAGAUUUUAUCAGAAGAUGACCGACACAGUAUUCAAAAAAGCAAUAAUAAUUGCUCGUUAAUUAUAAAAGACGUCUGCGAGGAAGAUGAUGGGGAUUAUAGCUGCAACAUCAAGAAUCCUCAUGGAGAAGCGACAUGUACUGCUGAACUCAUUGUAUAUGGUGCAUUAUGAACUGAUACCAUCUGGAUUAUUGUAUUCAAACCGUUUAUGUACCAUGUAAUUGGAGUUCUCUCUUAUAAGAUAUCCAAUAAUUUCGAAUUCGUAAACUUUGACUGAUUUAUCAUGUUCAAAGUUUGCUUGAGUUCAUUUAAUUAAAAUACUCACAUGGUUGAGUGUUUGUCAUCAAGGCAUGACAAUGCCAAAAGAUCAUUAUGAUUAUGAGGUGAUGAGGUGUAAAUUGAUCUCUCUGAGCCAAUCAGAUUUGAGGAUCCACCUGAUGGUAAUUUUAACCAAUUAAAAACAGUCCAGUAUUAACUGUUGACUGUGAUGCGACAACCAAUCAAGACCCACAGAUUAUGACAAAAUAUAUAAUCUUAGCUCAAAGCCUCAUAGCCUUAGUUUGUAGUUAUAGGUCAUGAUAAUUUUCAUUAGCCCAGCCAAAAUGAAACAAUCUAUAAACUUUAAAAAGAAAUGCUUCGAUCAAUAUAAAAUUAUACUUAUCAGAAAAGAAAAUUUUAAGGUAAUAUAAUAUCAUGUAUUAAACAACAAUCUGGAUUGAAAUGAAUCAAGAUGAAGACUAUUUUGGCUUUUGAUAAAUUAUCAUGGUUAAGUUUCUUUACAGUGUAUGAUAUGUACAUGAUUGUAUUUGCCUCUGAAAUGCUCGGUAACUUUUCUUGGCAAUACCAACUCAAACAUGAAAUUUUCUGCCCCUGUUUUCAUUAUGCAUCGUGUAACAAAAUUUCAUGUUUUCUUGGUUUUAUUGCCAUUUUUCGAUAUUUCGAUCCUCACUGUGUAACCCUGACGAGCAUUUCAAAGAAAAAUGAAUUCAGCUGUAUGUGCAAUUUUUAAUGAUUUUUUUUAUAUAUAAAAUGUAGAUAAUUGUUAUUUUUUUUGUUAUUGUUUCAGAUAUGUUAGUUGUAUAUACUAUGUAAUUUUCUAUAUUUAUUGUUAGUUGUCUUUCACUAGGGAUAUUCAAGAAGCAACAGCAUUUAUAACAAUUUUAUGUGUAAAAAAGUUUUUUUAACACAUAGUUAUUUUGUUUCUAAUACACACAACAACGAUGUUUUGAUUUUGCUGUUGUGAAACCUUGUAAUAACUUGUAUUUAAACAGCUGCGUACACUGUAUUUAAACUUUGUUUUGAAUAAACCAUAUAAAUAA
Messenger RNA from Mya arenaria, 87020 nucleotides. RefSeq names its product titin-like. Gene Ontology annotation, molecular function: protein kinase activity; ATP binding; protein binding. The coding region runs from base 131 to 85873 and encodes 28580 amino acids. The transcript is spliced from 267 exons. Gene Ontology annotation, biological process: protein phosphorylation. The record is from RefSeq and is a predicted model, not a curated record. Lineage: Eukaryota; Metazoa; Mollusca; Bivalvia; Myida; Myidae.